This is a messenger RNA of Pelobates cultripes (western spadefoot toad), 70540 nucleotides long. NCBI's taxonomy places the organism in Eukaryota, Metazoa, Chordata, Amphibia, Anura, Pelobatidae. The record is from the annotation of a GenBank genome assembly.
AUGUUCAGGUGAGUACAGCCCACUUGCUUUUAUUUAUAUAUUUGGGAGUCCUAGGCCAACUCCUUGGUUUUGCACCCCUCCCUGUUACAGGUGCCUCAUUCCAGGACCCUAUUUAGCCUUGACCUGCAGAGAGUCCCAGUAAGGACGUAUUUCCCAAGUAAGUGGAUUAAUCUCAUAAGAGCAAGCAUUAGGCUGUUAGUGUAGGACCUGCCAAAGAUGGGGUACAUUGACUUUGUGGCAGGCUUAUGCAAUGUAUGAUCAUAUAAUGUAACUAAACCCCCAUUAUUUUUUGCCUAGGUGAGGUGUUUUUAAAUAAAACUAUUACAAUCUGUAAGAUAUGAAAUAAUUGUUUAGUGAAUAAGCGAGUGGAUUGUGUAUUUUGUAUAUUUUGGCCCCAGCAGCACCCUGUAAUGUAUUCAUGUUCAGGUGAGUGCAGCCCUCUAGGUUUCAUAUAUAUAUAAUGUAUAUAAUGUCAUACUAAGUGUAUUUUUUAUUUUUUAUUAACAUAUACAUAUAUUAAUAUAAAAAUACACUUAGAGUAAAAUUACACAGGUGUAUAUAUAAUAACUAUGUAUAUUGUUUAUAUAUAUAUUAUUAUAAAAAGUAAAUAAUAAUUAAUAAAUGUAAAAUUAAUAAAAUAGAAAAAAUUUAUAAAAAUAUAUAUGUGUAAUUUUAUUCUAACUGUAUUUGGAUAUUAAUAUAUAUAUUUAUAUCAAAAUACACUUAGAAUGAAAAUAUAUAUAUAUCUAUGUAUAUAUAAAUAAAAAUAAUAUGAAAUAUAUAUAUAUAUAUAUAUCCAUAUAAAUAAUUACAUAAUUUCAUAAAUAUACUAAAUUCUACGUGCAUAUUUAUGUAAUAUUUUUACAUAAUUAAGUAAUUUUAUUGAUUGCAAUUUGGGGGACCUGCCUGACAACCCAGGCCGAAAGUCCCGACUAUUUAAUUUGCUAACACUGUGUUUAGCCCUGUAACUUUCUAUGACACCCUAAAACCUGUACAUUUGGGGUACUGUUUUACUGGGGAGACUUCGCUGAACACAAAUAUUAGUGAUUCAAAACAGUAAAAUAUAUCACAGCGAUGAUAUUGUCAGUGAAAGUGAGGUUAUUUGAAUUUUUCACACACAAACGGCACUUGCACUGAUGAUAUCAUUGUUUUGAUACAUUUUACUGUUUUAAAACACUAAUAUUUGUGUUCAGCGAGGUCUCCCAAGUACCCCCAUGUACAGGUUUUACAGUGUUUUUGAAAGUUACAGGGUCAAAUAUAAGGCUUGAUUUUCCGUUUUUUCACAUUGAAAAUUGACAGACUGGUUAUGUUUCCUUUGAGAGCGUAUGGUAGCCCAGGAAUUACCCCCAUGAUGGCAUAUGGGGUAUGUUCAGUCUUUUUUAGUAGCCACUUAGUCACAAACACUGGCCAAAGUUAGCGUUCAUAAAUGUUUUUUGCAUUUUUCCUAAAUUAUGCAAACAAAUAUAAAUGCUAACUUUGGCCAGUGUUUGUGACUAAGUGGCUUCUAAAAAGACUGGACAUACCCCAUAUUGAAUACCCUGGGUUGUGUACUUUAAAAAAAUAUGUAAAUGUGAGGUCAUACUUGUACUUAUAGCCCUAUAAUUUGCACAAAAAAAAUCUAAGAACAUGUUAAUAUUGGGCAUUUCUCAACUCAGGACAAAAUUUAGAAACUAUUUGGCACGGAUGUUUUUUGGCGGUUGUAGGUGCGUAACAGAUUUUGGGGUCAAAGUUAGAAAAAGUGUGUUUUUUUUCAUCAUAUUUUUAUUUUUAUAUUAAAUUAUAUGAUAUGAUGAAAACAAUGGUAUCUUUAGAAAGACCAUUUAAUGGCGAGAGAAACGUUUUAUAAUAUGUGUGGGUACAGUAAAUAGGUAAGUGGAAAAUUACAGCUAAACACAAACACUGCAGAAAUGUAAACACAGCCCUGGUCCUUAACUGUGAGAAAAUUGAAAAACGGGCUGGUCACUAAGGGGUUAAGGACUACUAGAUCAAGAAAUUUUACUUGUGGGGUAACAAUUUGGUAAUUUAAUGUUAAGUUGGUUAGGUUGAAUCAAUAUUCUAAAUGCCUCCGCCCUCAAUAUAUGAAUCUAUCUUUAUCUCAAAAUGUUACCUUUAAAAAUGUCAGAAAGCUGGAUAGAACUAUUCCAAAGGAGUUCCAGAAACCCUGUGUCUGUUUGGAGUGUUUGGAGGUAAUAGGGCAAAGCCAGGGAGGUGUCAGCUUUCCCAACAUUAAGAAACAUUAUGAAGCUAUUCUAUCAUGCUCACCUUCUAAGUGGAAAAUAAAUAAUGAAAACAAGAUUUUGGGGCCGGGGCCUGACUGCCACACCGAAUCGUAUCACCGAACGACCAGCAGCACAUGGAAUGAGCUCCAGGCAAAAGCUCCAAAUCUAGCAAAAUACCAGACUUUACACUCGAGAAAAACUGGGGACGCUCUACAUACCCUAGAGAAGAAUUUUGGAGCAAUUCGCUGCCCGAUUGACAGUCUUACCCAGACAUUUCUCUCACUCACCCCGGAGGCUCCAGCGAAGACUAGUGAAAUCUGGGGGGCAUGAGAGACGGCCGCUCUCCUGAGACGUGAAACCUGAGACGUGGCUGCCUCACAAGCUCCUUGCUUCGGAAGGGUCCAGCCCUCUGGACCGGUGGGGGUUAUCCCGUUUCCCACAGGCCCGACACACCUGUGCUAGCUCCUGCUGACCCCUGCCCAUGUCGUACCUCUCUUACAAGACAUGGCACUCACUCAGACUGGAGUGGGCCUCUCUCGGGCAAAGCCUCCCACCAAGUCAGUUGCCACUACUGCACGCCUACCUAGGCUGAAGCCACCAAUGGGGAUUCACCCCAAAGCAUUGACCGCUGUGGCAGGACCUCUGCCUGGCUGUGAAUUGCCCUUUCCUAUGUGUGGAUGUGCUCUCCUGGAAUGUAUGUUUUCCCUUGUUAAUUUCCCCCUCUCUGUAAUUUUCACAUUGAAUCCUGCAAAUUGCUUUUUAACCACAAAGGGGCACUCCUGCGCACUGAGCCCCAUGCGCCGGACCACCCCGAUACUCCAAUUAGAACGUGUGGUUAGAACGUUGACACCUCACUAACGUGGUGUGAAAACCACAGACGGCAAGGGAAACAAGUGGCGCGUGCUUCCCCUGGGUGGUCGCCGGUUCAUAUCACCGGACACCAAAUAGGGGGAACAUUUGCAUCCCGAACCGGCCUGCGCACCCUGUCUUCAAUUGGAUCAUCCUACCGCUCCCAACAGAGCUAUAAUCACUAUUUGCACCCCUACAUGGGAGCUACAAGGCAAGGCUUGUGGUUGCCCAGGAAAGUGCUCUCUCAGGUGGAUCCCAGCAUAGGGUUAUCCACCCGAGAGAGGGAUGCACACCAUCGACCAAUGGGAGAAGGAGCACACAUUCAAACUGGGUUUCUAUGUUCGGCCUGAGGGUGCACUGAUUGGUCGCUGCAAGGAGCUGGCGACGGAUCGGAGCGGGAGCACCCGUUCAAACAGGGUUUUGUGCCCUUUUUCCCGAUUGGCCGACGAAACACCUCCCCUCCCUUAGCGGUGAUUGGCGCAAAUUGGUUUUGUGCCUUUCAGUGGAUUGGCUGUUUGGUUUGGGCGCUAAGUUUGAAUUCACCGGACCAAACCAAGCAACGCUGUGGAAUUGAUUUCGGGGAUUUACAGAGCCACCAGCCCCAAACUGCAAACUUUAGACGCUGCUGUCUCGGACUCUGUACACCCGAUAGCUCGAAAUUUGCAGUGAUCCCAAAUGGGACCCAGGGCUGUCUAACAAUAUAUGUUUUACCUGUGUGACCCCUUCCCUCCCCAGGAUGCCGAUCCCCGAAGUUUACCCCCCUGUAUGGAAUGUGUUGGCAUGUGUGUCCCUGUGUGCUAAUGGUAUCUCCCAGAGCGGGAGAUGGUUAUCUGCAAGCCAGCCCCCUCCUGCCUGGGAUUGUGUUGUAUGAGAUGGAGACCCCCUGAGGGGUGUGUCCAAAUAAAGAUUGUCAAAAGUUGUACCCCUGGAACUGUGUUGUCCAGUUACUGGGGGGGAAAUAGGUCUCUUAAUACAUUAAUAGCGGGAGUAACCAGCCGGGCUACCCAGGCCCUGCUACAAUUGGUGGCAAGCAGUGGGAUGCCAUGUCCCUACCAACAAACCCAAUGUUACUUGUGUGAAGCCAGAGGGAUAAUGCCUGGCGGUCGUAAUAAAGCCAAAUUGACUGCUGCGCUCAUGGAAGAUGAACUACUCCUCAGCCGGGGACCGGAGAAGAGAAAGAAGUGCGCAAGGAGGUGGACCGGCGCCUGACAUUUUACAGAGAGCUACCCUCAGAGGAGACCGUCAAUAGGAUUUUUUCUGAGGUACAAGCCUAUGUCCUUGCCAAGAGAAAGGGAGCAACCCCCCCAGCCCCAAUUAGGGAUGUGCAUGGGCAAAAUAUUCGGUUCGGUUCAGCAUUCCGAAAUUUGGGACUUCAAUACUUCAGUUCGACACUUCAACACUUCGGGACUUCAGAUAUGUUCUCUUGCAGCCGCUUAGUAGAUAACUCCCUAAUUCCCACGGUAUUAGGGAGCUAUCUACCAAAAGGCUGGAAGACCUAAAUUGGUCUUUCAGUCAAAUGUACUAAUACUAAGUAAAGAUUAAGGGGCAUAUCUGUAACGGACCGUUUUGCACAAAAGGGGUAAAAAGGGGUUAACAGCCGUUUAGGAGAUCUUCCCCUUCCAGAUAUGCAGGCACAGCUACUGCAGAACACCAAUCCGCCGAACAGGAAACCAUACGAAUGCUGUAACCAGCCGAAUAGGAAAAACCAUUUGAAUAGGUUUACACUCCUAGCAGUCGAACUGGAACAGCAUACAAUAAAUCCCCCCAAGAACGAGACAAGGCUCCAUGUUGCGGGUCAAGCAGUGGUCUGUUUAAUGAGGGCUACCUGUCCAGUAUUUAUGCAGGUCUCCCACCUGGUGGACACUUCCCUAGGGGACCAAAUGGGAGACUGUGAUAAGGGACCGACAAGCAGACAAAUAGGACACACAGUCACAGUAUAUUCCCACAAUGCAUCCUGGCUUCCUCCCCUCUGCCCUGGGAGAUAAUUGAGAAGUAAUUCAAUUAUCUCCCAAGACAAAGGCAAAUCUCCAUUAUGCACAUGGGGAUACUAAAACAAGCAUUACUGUUAAAAUACACCAGGUAAGACACAUUACAUUAAAACUAUACAUUUAACAUAUCCCCAGAUAGCUCAGGUCUGAGCGCACAUUAUUAAGCGAAUGGCGCUCAGACCACACUAAUACAGUUUAAUCGCCAUGGAGCUAAAGUCUUUACACAGUCAGUUUCAUGCGAAUGGGCUCCAUGGGAUUCCUAUCUGGGGUAUAACACAUUCAAACAAAACUACCGAACACCGGGCCGUUCGUGCACUUCCACCGAACAAGAAGGGAGGUCGGCGGCUUCAGCGGUGUUCGCGCAAAACUGUGUCCGAUUUUAGUACCAUGAAAAUAGAGACGAACACCGCUGUGCAUUCGUAUGUUUAAAAUGGCCGCGAUCUCGUGUUCGGGAUACGAAUGGCGGCCACCCAGCAUUCGUCAAUUAAGCUGCGGUUAACCGCAGCUUCAGGGAGGUUAAUUGCCGCCACACUUCAGCUCCCAGGUGGUCUAUUCAUUCGUGCGGUUGUUCGGUAGAUUGAAUCUACCGAACAACCGGCAGAAAAGCACGAAUAUAGCUUUUCUGCAGGCGAAACAAAGUCUUUUAACAGGGGGCCAUAGUCCAGAGGCAGCAGGCGAGCAACCAGGCUUCCCCAAUGCAAUGUGGUGAGAUUGGUCUUGUCACAAUAUCUAUUAAACAGUUCACUGAAACACCCCCCCUAAGUGUCCCCCCCUCCCGAGCCCCGACCUGUGCCCUGAGCGGCAGGUGGGGGCCCUAAAUUAUAAUAAGGGAGGGGACCUAUUGUCCUCCCCCCUGAGUGGCGGGUGGGGGCCACUGGCACUGGCCCUGGCCUCCAGGCAUGUUCACCAGUGUGGCCACAUUUUGCCAGCCUAUUUUCCUAGGGGCCCCCCCGAGGCUGGCAGUGGCUUCACUUUGCCGGCUGGCAGGCGCGCAAGGGAGCACUCUCCCCCUCGCGCGCACUGCACUGAUGUUGGAGCCGGAAGAUGACGUCAUUCCGGCUCCUGCAUCUGCUGGGCAGAGAGCGCUCAGGGGAGAGUGCUCCCUCACCGCCUGCAGGACCGGCCACCAGGCAGCCCCACUGGUCCCCAGGGAAUCCCCUCAGCACUUCCAAAGGUAAGGAGGCUGGGGGAUUAAAUAAAAAAAAUAUAUAUAUGUGUGUCAGUGAGUGUGUUACUGUGUGUGUGUCUGUUAAUGAGUGUGUUAGUUUGUGUGUGUUAGUGAGUGUGUUACUGUGUGUGUGUGUCUGUUAAUGAGUGUGUUAGUUUGUGUGUGUCAGUGAGUGUGUUACUGUGUGUGUGUUAGUUUGUGUGUGUCUGCUAGUGAGUGUCAGUAAGUGUGUUAGUGAGUGUUACUGUGUGUGUGUCACUGAGUGUGUUAGUUUGUGUGUCUGUUAUUGAGUGUGUGUCUGCUAGUGAGUGUCAGUAAGUGUGUUAGUGAGUGUUACUGUGUGUGUGUCACUGAGUGUGUUAGUUUGUGUGUCUGUUAUUGAGUGUGUGUCUGCUAGUGAGUGUCAGUAAGUGUGUUAGUGAGUGUUACUGUGUGUGUGUCACUGAGUGUGUUAGUUUGUGUGUCUGUUAUUGAGUGUGUGUCUGCUAGUGAGUGUCAGUAAGUGUGUUAGUGAGUGUUACUGUGUGUGUGUCACUGAGUGUGUUAGUUUGUGUGUCUGUUAUUGAGUGUGUGUCUGCUAGUGAGUGCCAGUGUGUGUGUGUUACUGUAUGUGUCUGUUACUGAGUGUGUUAGGUUGUGUGUUACCUGGGGGGGUAACAUUUAUUUAGGGCCCCACCUGCUGCUCAGGGGUGGGAGCCAGGGGACACACAAUGGGUUUCCCCCUGUUACGCUACAUGGGUGAUUUGGAUUGGAACUAAGCUUGUAAAACUCCCUAAUUACAAUAGUGAAGAAACUGAGAAUUUUUAGAAUAUUAAUACUGUAGCUUUAAAAAAAGAGGGAAUUGCUGGUAACUUGAUUCAAACGAAGUUUUAAUAAGUGUUAAACUUAAAUGAAUUGCAUUUAGGCAAUAAUCCAAUAAGAGGAAGUGCAAGUAAUCAACACACAAACGUUCAUUAAUAAGUAUUUCCUCAGAGAUGCAUUAAGUAACAUUCUUUAGGUUAAUGAAAAUAAUCUUCAAUAGUAACUUUAAGCAAGUAGCUGAGAAUAUUUGCAAAGCAGGAACAGUUCAUAGUGAAUAAGCAUGAUGGGAGUUGUCCUCCAUAUAAUUAGUAACUUGAAGCAAUGAAGAUUUAGUAAGCAAGCAUUAGUUCAUUAUUAAAUGAUAUUGUAGACAAAUAGCUGAAAGUUAUACUUAAGGUUAAUGUGAGUAGUCCUCCAAUAGUUCAGAGAUAUGGUCCACUUGUAAAGUAAGUGAGUUUCCGUUCUCCAGUAAUCCUCUAUGGCGUAAAGUAUACUUGUCUUAGUCCAGAAGGCUAGGACGACUUCAGAGCUUGUAGAGCCGGCGUGUACCAGGAGCCGGCGUGCAUACUCGGAAGUAGGACCCACAGAGCCUGUGGAGAGGUAAGUCUGGCGGAAGAAGCUCCCAGUAUCACCAAGCCCCCUCUCUCUGGCGCGGGCUUCCUAAAUACCAUCAGAGCCGCGUCAGAGGGGGGCAGAGUCCGGCACCGCACAGCGGAGUGCCGAACCCGGAAGUGUUACCGCAUGACACCCCCAUUGUCACCCAGGGCCCCUACCCGCCCCUCAGGAAAGGGGGCUGGGGGGGCAAUAGGUCCCCCCCUUCAGUUUAAAAGCCUCCACUCGCGUGGCACGGGUGGAGGCUCAGGAGGGGGGACACUUGGGGGAAGGGGUGUUUAAGCAGUGACACUUUGGAAAUUCAGGUAUCUGAAUGUCCAAAUUGCCCGAAAUUCGCCAAAUUGACAUUCGGAACAAAACGAAUUGCACAUGUCUAGACCCACAAACUACCGUACAAUGCCUUCAAAGAAUUCAAGGAAGCAGAAGGCAUUGAUGGCUUCCUACAAGAUUUUGAGUGGCAGUGCCUCCUACAAGCAGUCGACCCCACCCACUGGGUCCCCAUCCUGGCCAUCAAAUUAGUGGGGAAGGUGGCAGAAGCCUAUCGGGCUGUACCAGAGGACCAGAUUUGGGACUAUCCCUUUAUCAAACAGAUCCUCCUGGCCAGGUAUGCUGUCACCCCCAAGCAAUACUGCCGAAAGUUCAGAGAGACCAGGAAAGGGAAGAAGGACUCCCAUGCGGAGUGGGCAUGCCACAUCACAAGGGCCACCCAGAACUGGCUAAACUUCCAGCAAGCCAAGUCCUCUGAAGAGAUCACCCAGCACUUCAUGCUGGAACAUUUUUAUAAUGGUUUCCCCAACGAAGUACGAUAAUGGGUGAGUGAGCUCAGUGGGCUGAUGAAUAUUUUGACAUCCGGCUGCCCCUGUUUCCCACCCACCACCCAUCCGACCUCUGUUCCAGCCCAACCCUGUUGCCCCAGCCCCCCUUCAUGGACUCCCAGUCCGAGCACCCUCACAGCGAAUCUACCUCAAGGCGGAACGGCGCUGCUUCCAAUGCAACCAGCCUGGCCACAUCAAAAUGAACUAUCCUUAAAACUGGGGCAAACCACAAUGGGUCACUCCCGUAGUCCCUGCCAACCCACGAGCAGCAGUUCUCUGCUACCACGAUGACCACACAUAGUUCCAGAACCCAGACGAGGAGGCCUGGACCAUCCUACAAGAGGCAAGCCCCGUCUAGGCGCACCAUGAUAACUGAGACCACCACAGACAGGCAGUGCGGCCUAAUGGGCGCAAGAUCCAGGGACUUCGAGACACCGGAGCCCCGCUAACCCUAGUGCACCCACAGCUUGUCCCGGAGGAAGAAAAGACAGGGGGUACCGUGGCUGUUUGAGUGGCUGGAGGGAACAUCCACUAUUUACCUACUGCCCAUGUCCACCUGGAUUGGGGCGCAGAGUCCAGAGAAUCAAAGUGGAUCUUGCUCAGUUAAUGUGAGUUAUAGGAGGUGUGGGGAGCUGCAGUGAGUAUAGUAAGUAGUGUAUGUUAUAGGAAGUGAGGGGAAUAAAGUAAUGAAGAUAAAAUAAUUGUUGAAUAGUAAGACAGAUGAUGUUAUUACUCACGGAGGAAUUUCACGGCCAGUGACCCCAAAUAGGAGAUGGGAUUUAAAGGACCACUCUAGGUACCCAGACCACUUUAGCUUAACGAAGUGGUCUGGGUGCCAGGUCCCUCUAGGAUUAACCCUUUUUUUUAUAAACAUAGCAGUUUCAGAGAAACUGCUAUGUUUAUAAAUGGGUUAAUCCAGCCUCUAAAUCCUCUAGUGGCUGUCUCAUUGACAGCCGCUAGAGGCGCUUGCGUGCUUCUCGCUGUGAAAAUCACAGUAAGAAGACGCAAGCGUCCAUUGUAAAUGCUUUCCUAUGAGACCAGCUGAAUGCGCGCCAUCCAGCCCGGCGGGAGGGGGACCCUGAGGGUGGGGGCACCCUCAGGGCACUAUAGUGCCAGGAAAACGAGUAUGUUUUCCUGGCACUAUAGUGGUCCUUUAAAUAUAUGUAGGAUCUGCCAAGUCAUAUGUGAAGUGCAGGUGUUGUGUUUACUUUUUGUGACUUAAUUAUUCAUAACUCGUGAUUGUUUAGAAAUGAUUGACAAUCCGUUUAGGAGAGCCCUGUGCUGAAUUUAAAAGGGAGACAUAACAUCCCAGGAUUUUUGGUAUUAUUUUUACUUAUCCUCUACAUUUAACAAAUACUUUGUGAGGUAUGAAAAAUAAAAUGUAACUUAGAAACACUACCGUUUUUACCUCUACCCUGGAACCAACGAACUGUAUGUCAAUAAUUGUUCUGAACUCUGCCCUUUGCACCUGGCAAAGUGGCAGAACCUACCGACAAUUUUGUCUGUUUUACCCCAUAUUUUUUCCUUUUUCCGUUAUUGUAUACGAACCUCCUCAAUUCGUCUCCUGAAUGAGGACCACCCCUGUAACCCAUUAGAAUGUUGACACUAAUCACUUAUGCGAAACCGCAAGGGAAGUAAUUAAUGGAUGCUUCCAUUGGGUGGCCGCCAUUUCAUAUAACCAAAUGCACGUGGUCGACAAAAGAAUGGUGGCCAUUUUGUCUUUGGAACGUCGGCAGCAGCAUUUGGUCGCCAAGUGCCUGGAACUCUUUUCGGCUAGUCACUUACACAAACCCCAAUAAAAAUUAGACUGAUGCCUGUUCUACUUCCCGACCAACUAUGCGAACGACUUUUGGGAUAUAUGAACUACCGAACAGGGAGAGCAUUUGUACCUUGAACUGAAGAGAAUCCCUUGCAUGGUGUUCGCACAGGAACCCCCGAACAGUGACCAGCCAGGACACCUAUUUCCCUGGAACUGUUUUGGGCUAGUGCCUCGUGUCUGGCUGGUUAAAACUUUACCUCGAUGGCAUUCCCAUUUCACCGAACUGAUCUGAGUGAUAUCUGGAUAUGUUAUACACUCAGAUCAGGGCUAUCUAGGGAUAUAACGUUUGUGGGGUUCCAUAUUAUGGUGGGGGCACUUUUGGGGUACUGUAUAUUUCGUGUAGAUUUUCUGUACCUGAGAGAUAAUUAAAUUAUGGGGGGUUUUCUCAUGCAAUUAUCUCUAAGGCACAAAGGAUCCUGGGAAUUAAACCCCUGUAUUAUUGUAUUGUAGGGGUCUGUGCAUAAAAGCUGUGUGUGGUCAGAAAUAAAUGAGUUGACUCUCAGAACGAUGUUUCGUUCGGUAACUAGGUGAAUGGAUGUCUGCUUGUGUUAAUGGUUCCAGUCUGGCUGAGAGAAGGAAUUAGCAGAGGUAAUCAGUCGGGUUACCCAUGGUCCGCUACAUGGACAUUAAAGGACCACUAUAGGCACCCAGACCACUUCAGCUUAAUGAAGUGAGAAUGCUUUUCUAUGGACUGGCUGAAUGCGCACGCAGCUCUUGCCGCGCAUGCGCAUUCAGUCAGGGACAUCAGAAGAGGGAGGAGAGACCCCGUGCCGAGGGAGCACGGCGCUGGAAAAAAGGUAAGAGAUUAACCCCUUCCUCCCCCUCCAGCGCCACGGAAGUGGGACCCUGAGGGAGGGGGCACCCUCAGGGCACUAUAGUGCCAGGAAAACGAGUAUGUUUUCCUGGCACUAUAGUAGUCCUUUAAGCUGACAUUAUUUUUAUACUAUGUUACCAUAUUCAGUAACCUUUCUUUACAAAUACCUAUAAGUAUAAUAAGGUAUUUGACCAUUUUUAAAAAUCUUUUUUGUCACAUCUACAGUAUGAGAAAAUAAUUGUAUUUUGCUUUACUACUAACAUCUCAGUACCUGUAGGAAAUAUUGCAUUAUGACUGCCUGUAACUAUGUGUGUAAUGCAGAUUACGGGACGGCGCACACAUAAAAAUACAUGUCUAAAUUCUAUAAGGCUACUUAAAAUCACCUAUCUGCUCAAUGUAAAUGGUAAAUUACUGUCCAAUACCUCCUCAAAUAUAUACCUGUGGCUGUGGUCACCUCCAAAGGGACAUCUGAAGCUGGGGGGGCUGGACCGGGUGCUCAACCCAAAAGGCAUCGGGUCAGGAUUUGAAACUUACAUAGUAAAAACAAAAAGGAAUUAUACAUUAUAAUACAGAUUUACAUUUUUUUAAAUCCCCUGUCUCAGCAAAGAAAUAUGUGGAUUCAGUGCCACCUUUCUGUAACUGUGUGUGUGUGUGUGACUGUCGGCCUCUCUGCUAUGAUUGUGUGUAUGACUCUCGUUCUGUAAGUGUGUGUGCCUGCAUGUGGCUGCCUGUAACUCUGUGUGUGACUGUAUUUGAUUGUAUAAAUGUUUGCAUCAGACCACGUGUCUGCCUGUGGGACUAUGUGCAUGUGACACUGCACACAUAUCACACACAGUCAAUACACCGUUAACAAAUAUCACACACAGAGACGGAGGUGCAGACCAGAUUCCCAGCACAGUGAGCCAUCAGAGAUUAGCAUUACCUCUCACUGCAAGGUAACAAUAAUAAUUAUUAAUUUAAUAAAGCCCCUAUACAAACACUACACCCACUAUACAUAUAUGAGCGGGUGUGAUCGGAGGGGGCACUGUGAACAUUUUUCACACAGGGCGCCUAAAGGCCUAAGACCGGCCCUGAUUGCUAGAUAUAGGACACUGUAUACUGUCUAAAGCUGUCCAUCCCACCGAAAAUUCUAAAUAAGAUCAACCAAUAAAUGAAAAAUAGAAAUUGUGUAUUUUAUUUAUCUGAAAAGUAAUCUGUUACACAAAGUCGCUGUUUUGUUUAUUUUACGUGCCAGCUAUUGUUGCCAGUUUUAAAUAAAUUAUAUAAUAUAUUUUCCAAGCCAGAAGUGCUUGGCUGUGAAGGGGUUAAUUGUUUUUGUAGGCUAACCCAUACAUUUUCUGUAGGCUAAGACCCCAUACGCUAGAAAACAAGGUUCCUGAUUGGUGGAGCCUCUUCCGCUUAGAACAGCAGCAGGAACUGUACAUGGGAAAAUCUCUUUUUACGCACAUUAUAAUGAAGCAUCGCUUUAAGAACAAGAAUUUAAUUUGCAGAUAAAUGUCAAGGAUUUUAACUCCUCCAUCUCCGGACGCCUUUUUCAAUGAAGUUGACAUUGUUUGUGGUUCAGUGACCAUGGAACGUAGUGGCAAACAUAAACUCUGCUUGUUGGCCACAAAGUGGGACUCGGUAGUUAUAUGAGAGGUUGGGGGAGGGGAGGCUGGAUUUAACCACUGACAGGUUAUAUGAGGUGUAUAGAUCUCAUAGUCUGAUCUGGGAGAGGAAUCGUCUAAUGGGGACAUUUUGCAGUUUUUAAUAUUAUACACAGGAUUUAUAUUGUACAUGUUUAACUUCAAUGGGGACUUGGCUAAUGCAAUCCAAUAGAAGCAGUAAUGGCUAACAGUGAUAUAGAAAGGGUAGUAGAUACCUGGAAUAGCCUUCCAGUGGAAGCAGUAACAGUGAUAUAGAAAGGGUAGUGGAUACCUGGAAUAGCCUUCCAGUGAGACAGUGAUAUAGAAAGGGUAGUAGAUACCUGGAAUAGCCUUCCAAUGGGAGCAGUAACAGUGAUAUAGAAAGUGUAGUAGAUACCUGGAAUAGCCUUCCAGUGGGAGCAGUAACAGUGAUACAGAAAGGGUAGUAGAUACCUGGAAUAGCCUUCCAGUGGGAGCAGUAACAGUGAUACAGAAAGGGUAGUAGAUACCUGGAAUAGCCUUCCAGUGGGAGCAGUAACAGUGAUACAGAAAGGGUAGUAGAUACCUGGAAUAGCCUUCCAGUGGGAGCAGUAACAGUGAUAUAGAAAGGGUAGUAGAUACCUGGAAUGGUCUUCCAGUGGGAGCAGUAACAGCGAUAUAGAAAGGGUAGUAGAUACCUGGAAUAGCCUUCCAGUGGGAGCAGUAACAGCGAUAUAGAAAGGGUAGUAGAUACCUGGAAUAGCCUUCCAGUGGGAGCAGUAACAGCGAUAUAGAAAGGGUAGUAGAUACCUAGAAUAGCCUUCCAGUGGGAUCAGUAACAGUGACAUAGAAAGGGUAGUAGAUACCUGAAAUAGCCUUCCAGUGGGAGCAAUAACAGUGAUAUAGAAAGGGUAGUAGAUACCAGGAAUAACCUUCCAGUGGGAGCAGUAACAGUGAUAUAGAAAGGGUAGUAGAUACCUGGAAUAGCCUUCCAGUGGGAGCAGUAACAGUGAUAUAGAAAGGGUAGUAGAUACCUGGAAUAACCUUCCAGUGGGAGCAGUAACAGUGAUAUAGAAAGGGUAGUAGAUACCUGGAAUAGCCUUCCAGUGGGAGCAGUAACAGUGAUAUAGAAAGGGUAGUAGAUACCUGGAAUAGCCUUCCAGUGGGAGCAGUAACAGUGAUAUAGAAAGGGUAGUAGAUACCUGGCAUAGCCUUCCAGUGGAGAGGUAACAGUGAUAUAGAAAGGGUAGUAGAUACCUGGAAUAGCCUUCCAGUGGGAGCAGUAACAGCGAUAUAGAAAGGGUAGUAGAUACCUGGCAUAGCCUUCCAGUGGAGAGGUAACAGCGAUAUAGAAAGGGUAGUAGAUACCUGGAAUAGCCUUCCAGUGGGAGCAGUAACAGCGAUAUAGAAAGGGUAGUAGAUACCUGGAAUAGCCACCCAGUGGGAGCAGUAACAGUGAUAUAGAAAGGGUAGUAGAUACCUGGAAUAGCCACCCAGUGGUAGCAGUAACAGUGAUAUAGAAAGGGUAGUAGAUACCUGGAAUAGCCUUCCAGUGGGAGCAGUAACAGCAAUAUAGAAAGGGUAGUAGAUACCUGGAACAGCCUUCCAGUGGGAGCAGUAACAGCGAUAUAGAAAGGGUAGUAGAUACCUGGAACAGCCUUCCAGUGGGACCAGCAACAGGGUUAUAGAAAGGGUAGUAGAUACCUGGAAUAGCCUUCCAGUGGAAGCAGUACCAGUGAUAUAGAAAUGGUAGUAGACACCUGGAAUAGCCUUCCAGUGGAAGCAGUAACAGUGAUAUAGAAAGGGUAGUAGAUACCUGGAAUAGCCUUCCAGUGGGAGCAGUAACAGCGAUAUAGAAAGGGUAGUAGAUACCUGGAACAGCCUUCCAGUGGGAGCAGUAACAGUGAUAUAGAAAGGGUAGUAGACACCUGGAACAGCCUUCCAGUGGGAGCAGUAACAGUGAUAUAGAAAGGGUAGUAGACACCUGGAAUAGCCUUCCAGUGGGAGCAGUAACCGUGAUAUAGAAAGGGUAGUAGAUACCUGGAAUAGCCUUCCAGUGGGAGCAGUAACAGUGAUAUAGAAAGGGUAGUAGAUACCUGGAAUAGCCUUCCAGUGGGAGCAAUAACAGUGAUAUAGAAAGGGUAGUAGAUACCUGGAAUAGUCAUCCAGUGGGAGCAGUAACAUUGAUAUAGAAAGGGUAGUAGAUACCUGGAAUAUUCUUCCAGUGGGAGCAGUAACAGUGAUAUCGAAAGAGUAGUAGAUACCUGGAAUAGUGAUAUAGAAAGAAUUGUAGGUACGCAGAAUAGCCUUCCGGUAGGGCAGUAACAGUGAUAACAAAGCGGUAGUAAGGUAUUACUGAAUAGCCUUCCAGUGGGAGCAGUAACGGUGAUAUAGAAAGGGUAGUAGAUACCUAGAAUAGUCUUCCAGUAGGAGCAGUAACAGUGGUAUAGAAAGGGUAGUAGAUACCUGGAAUAGCCUUCCAGUGGGAGCAGUAACAGUGAUAUAGAAAGGGUAGUAGAUACCUGGAAUAGCCUUCCAGUGGAAGCAGUAACAGUGAUAUAGAAAGGGUAGUAGAUACCUGGAAUAGCCUUCCAGUGGGAGCAGUAACAGUGAUAUAGAAAGGGUAGUAGAUACCUGGAAUAGCCUUCCAGUGGGAGCAGUAACAGUGAUAUAGAAAGGGUAGUAGAUACCUGGAAUAGCCUUCCAAUGGGAGCAGUAACAGUGAUAUAGAAAGGGUAGUAGAUACCUGGAAUAGCCUUCCAGUGGGAGCAGUAACAGCGAUAUAGAAAGGGUAGUAGAUACCUGGAACAGCCUUCCAGUGGGAGCAGUAACAGCGAUAUAGAAAGGGUAGUAGACACCUGGAACAGCCUUCCAGUGGAAGCAGAAACAGUGAUAUAGAAAGGGUAGUAGAUAACUGGCAUAGCCUUCCAGUGGAGAGGUAACAGUGAUAUAGAAAGGGUAGUAGAUACCUGGAAUAGCCUCCAAUCAGAAGCAGUUAAGGCUGAAACUGAUAGUUAACUGUGAAAUUCCACUCACUCUAAACACGCUCUAGCCAUAUAUUCCUAAACCCUAAGCUCAGAUCCAUUCUAUUCAUUGCUCACGGUGCCUAGAGAGAUAUCAGCUCUGCCUCACUGUUGAUACCUUUCAAGGUUGAAACGAACGUCUGGGGUUGCUGUAUCUCUCGUGCAGAGGGAGCUUGCUGACAUUUCGGAUCUGGACUGCCCAUACAGUUGGGACCAGUCUGAUUUGCUUCAGAUAUGUUCUCUCUGUAUUGGCACAAGAUGAGCUAAAACCAGCUUGAGUUCUGAGCAGGGACCCACUGAAAGGCAGGCUAAUUGAGCUGUUGUUCGUUCUCACCUCUCUUGCUAAUUGUUUUUCCGAUCCAUUACAUUAAGCGCUGCGCUCUUUAACGCAGCUCUGUAUGACGGUAAUAUACAAAACACUCCAAAGUGACGGUGACUAUAUAAAUACUCCAUUUAUAGCAGACCUUGUAAUGUCAACCUCUUAGUUGCUGAUAAGUACACAUGGUGGUUUUGGACCCCCACAUGGUAGCGGUAAUUGGAAAUAAUCUCGGUUAUUUGGGAAGAAUUAGUCCAAGUUACUACUUAGGACCCAAUGGGAUGGCUCUGAAUUCAGGGACCGGAUUUUUCUAUUUGUCGCUAUUCACACUUAUUCAGAUAUUUUUACCUCUUAUACAACUGAGACAGAGUUAUUAAACUGCGUGUAUCGGGAAGAAUCGAAGGACAAAUAGUGGAACGGAAGGUUAACCAGAGUCUCCGUCACCUAAUAGAAUCUCAUAUCAUAUUAUUAUGCAUCAAAAUCAUUAAAUAAAUCUAAUUAGGAGUUCACAUGCAAAUAUUGGCAGAAGCUGUGACUUUUAUUCCUAUAUCCAUUUUUCACCAAUAAAGCCGUGUUUUAAUGUUUUUUAAUACAUUUCCUCCAAUCCAUGUAAAAGUCUAAUAAAAGAUGAUAUUCCACUGUGAAGCCUUUUUUUUUUUUUUUAAAAGUGUCAAUCACUGUGUUAGUAAACAGAAGCCUUUCACUGUUAUUUAUAUAUUUAUUGUGUCUUUUAUGAAUAUUUUUAGAAAACUCCUAAAGUCGGCAUUUCCUGUUCCAUUCAGCAUUGCAGGGGUUAAAUCCCGGCAUCACUCUCCAUGCCCACAUCAUAGUACCAUGUUACAAAGCCCCAGCCCUACACAAUGCCAGGGGUCAAAGCGGGGUUAAUCCUCUACGGCUGUUUGUUCAUGGGUGAGUCCGAGCGCAGUGUUGUUGAAAGAACACUAUUGGCCGGGUGAAGGUGCCAUACAGUGUACUUUGGACACAGGGGGGUAAAGGUGCCCCUCUCUCUCCCUCAGUCUUGCUGGAUCCUGAGCCAAUAGGCAGGUGAGUGUCGGUGAAUUGUUGGAAUUGGCGAGAGAGUUUGUCUAGGCUGGCUGGUGUCAUGUCUGCAUCCCCGGAGGCAGCGGCGAGGGGCACCGAGGCCUCUGUGUGAGUCACAUAACUGCACUCGCUGCAAAACCUCAGAGAGAGAGAGAGAGAGACUGCUGGUUAUACAACAGAGCUGGAACAGGGCUUAUUCCAGCUUUAAAACGUCAAAUUAACUUGUUCCUGUGCAGAGUGUGCCAAGCGCCUUGCCUGAGAAUCAGUUAGCGAACAUUUAUCUCAAAUUUUCUGUCUGUACUGCAGCCAGAGAUACAAUUAUUCUAACAGCAAACUGUCCGAUCCCCAAACUCUAUUCUGACUGCCUAAUCACCAAACACCAUAGUCACUACCUAAUCCCCAAACUGUCUGACCGAUCACCAAACUCCAUCCUGACUGUCUAAUCACCUUACACCAUAAUCACUGCCAGAUCAUCAAACUGUCUGACCAAUCAGGAGACGCUAUGUGUCUAACUGAUCACUAAACUUUCCGUUUACCAAACUCCAUAUGGUGUGUCGGAUUAUUGCGUGAGUGAUCAUCACCAAUUUCUAUGCCGUUUUCCUGAUCACCAAACUUUCUGCCUGAUCACCAAACUUUCUGUCUGAUUGCCACACUUUCUGCCUGAUUGCCACACUUUCUGUCUGAUCACCAAACUUUCUGCCUGAUUACCAAACUUUCUGUCUGAUCACCAAACUUUCUGCCUGAUUACCAAACUUUCUGCCUGAUUACCAAACUUUCUGCCUGAUUGCCAAACCUUCUGUCUGAUCACCAAACUUUCUGUCUGAUUGCCACACUUUCUGUCUGAUCACCAAACUUUCUGUCUGAUUACCAAACUUUCUGCCUGAUUACCAAACUUUCUGUCUGAUCACCAAACUUUCUGCCUGAUUACCAAACUUUCUGCCUGAUCACCAAACUUUCUGUCUGAUCACCAAACUUUCUGCCUGAUUACCAAACUUUCUGCCUGAUUACCAAACUUUCUGCCUGAUUGCCAAACUUUCUGCCUGAUUGCCAAACUUUCUGCCUGAUUACCAAACUUUCUGUCUGAUCACCAAACUUUCUGUCUGAUCACCAAACUUUCUGCCUGAUUACCAAACUUUCUGUCUGAUUACCAAACUUUCUGCCUGAUUACCAAACUUUCUGCCUGAUUACCAAACUUUCUGCCUGAUUGCCAAACCUUCUGUCUGCCAAACUUUCUGCCUGAUUACCAAACUUUCUGUCUGAUUACCAAACUUUCUGCCUGAUUGCCAAACUUUCUGCCUGAUUACCAAACUUUCUGUCUGAUUACCAAACUUUCUGCCUGAUUGCCAAACUUUCUGCCUGAUUACCAAACUUUCUGUCUGAUCGCCAAACUUUCUGCCUGAUCACCAAACUUUCUGCCUGAUUACCAAACUUUCUGCCUGAUCGCCAAACUUUCUGCCUGAUCACCAAACUUUCUGCCUGAUCACCAAACUUUCUGCCUGAUUACCAAACUUUCUGCCUGAUUACCAAACUUUCUGCCUGAUUACCAAACUUUCUGCCUGAUUACCAAACUUUCUGCCUGAUUGCCAAACUUUCUGCCUGAUUGCCAAACUUUCUGCCUGAUCGCCAAACUUUCUGUCUGAUUACCAAACUUUCUGUCUGAUCGCCAAACUUUCUGCCUGAUCACCAAACUUUCUGUCUGAUUGAUUACCAAACUUUCUGCCUGAUCACCAAACUUUCUGCCUGAUCUCCAAACUUUCUGCCUGAUUACCAAACUUUCUGCUGGCUGCCCAGCAUUGUUACAGAAAGUUUGAUGGGCUAAGGUGGACCUUCACUGAGGGCCUACGUAAGGUCUAUACUGGAGAGUACACAAAAUAUAUUAAUGGCUGGUUCUAACCAAUGCCCACUCAGAGCCUAUCCAGGUCCUAACCAGGUCCGGACCUGGGGUCCGUAAGGGUUUAUCCAGGGUCUAUACAAUAUCUCUCCUCGAGCCUAUACAUGAUAUAUCUAGGGCUUAUCCUGAGGGCUAUAUCCACCCAGAGUCUAUUAUGCAGGGAUCUGUCAAUUAUUUACAUAAUAUUAUUUAAUAAAUCUUCCCCAAGCCUACAAUACUUUAAGAGAUCCCUCUCUACAUAUCUCAAAACAGAAUGCACCUGUCAUGGUUAAUUAUAUAUCACUUACCUGUUCUAUAUAAACUUUUCUAUAUGUGUUGUGUAUUAAGAUUGUUUUUGUAUUUUAUUGUACUCUAUUGUAUCAAUGCAAUGUUUUGUGAACCCAGGACAUACUUGAAAAUGAGAGAAAUCUCAAUGUAUCUCUCCUGUUAAAAUAUUUAAUAAAUAAAUAUUGGGGUUUAUUACGAGAGCUGGGUGUUUAAAUAACGUUACUGAGGUGUUAUAUGGGAGCUGGGUGUGUAAAUAAUGUUAUUGAGGUGCUAUACGGGAGCUGGGUGUGUAAAUAACGUUAUUGAGGUGUUAUAUACGGGAGCUGGGUGUGUAAAUAAUGUUAUUGAGGUGUUAUACGGGAGCUGGGUGUGUAAAUAACGUUAAUAAGGUGUUAUACGGGAGUUGGGUGUGUAAAUAAUGUUAUUGAGGUGUUAUACGGGAGCUGGGUGUGUAAAUAACGUUAUUGAGGUGUUAUACGGGGAUUGGGAGUGUAAAUAACAUUAUUGAGGUGUAAUAGGUGAGCUGGGUGUGUAAAUAACGUUAUUGAGGUGUUAUACAGGAGCUGGGUGUGUAAAUAACGUUAUUGAGGUGUUAUACGGGAGCUGGGUGUGUAAAUAACAUUAUUGAUGUGUUAUACAGGAGCUGGGUGUGUAAAUAACGUUAUUAAGGUUUAUUACGGGAGCUGGGUGUGUAAAUAACGUUAUUGAGGUGUUAUACGGGAGCUGGGUGUGUAAAUAACGUUAUUAAGGUUUAUUACGGGAGCUGGGUGUGUAAAUAACGUUAUUGAGGUGUUAUACGGGAGUUGGGUGUGUAAAUAACGUUAUUGAGGUGUUAUAUAUGGGAUCUGGGUGUGUAAAUAACAUUAUUGAGGUUUUAUACGGGAGCUGGGUGUGUAAGUAAUGUUAUUAAGGUUUAUUACGGGAGCUGGGUGUGUAAAUAACGUUACUGAGGUGUUAUACGGGGAUUGGGAGUGUAAAUAACAUUAUUGAGGUGUAAUAGGUGAGCUGGGUGUGUAAAUAACAGUAUUGAGGUGUUAUACGGGAGCUGGGUGUGUAAGUAAUGUUAUUAAGGUUUAUUACGGGAGCUGGGUGUGUAAAUAACGUUACUGAGGUGUUAUACGGGGAUUGGGAGUGUAAAUAACAUUAUUGAGGUGUAAUAGGUGAGCUGGGUGUGUAAAUAACAGUAUUGAGGUGUUAUACGGGAGUUGGGUGUGUAUAUAAUGUUAUUGAGGUGUUAUACGGGAGUUGGGUGUGUAAAUAACGUUAUUGAGGUGUUAUACGGGAGCUGGGUGUGUAAACAACGUUAUUGAGGUGUUAUACGGGAGCUGGGUGUGUAUAUAAUGUUAUUGAGGUGUUAUACAGGAGCUGGGUGUGUAAAUAACGUUAUUGAGGUGUAAUAGGUGAGUUGGGUGUGUAAAUAACGUUAUUGAGGUGUUAUACGGGAGUUGGGUGUGUAAAUAAUGUUAUUGAGGUGUUAUACGGGAUCUGGUUGUGUAAAUAACGUUAUUGAGGUGUAAUAGGUGAGCUGGGUGUGUAAAUAACGUUAUUGAGGUGUUAUACGGGAGCUGGGUGUGUAAAUAACGUUAUUGAGGUGUUAUACGGGAGCUGGGUGUGUAAAUAUCGUUAUUGAGGUGUUAUACGGGAGCUGGGUGUGUAAAUAACGUUAUUGAGGUGUUAAAUAUGGGAUCUGGGUGUGUAAAUAACGUUAUUGAGGUGUUAUACGGGAUCUGGGUGUGUAAAUAAUGUUAUUGAGGUGUAUCAGGUGAUCUAUGUGUGUAAGUAAUGAUAAAUGUCAGAGCUAUAUAUUUCAUCUGUACAUUAGAUUAGAGUACAAUUUAUGAAAUCACAUCAAUAAAGUUUAUUUUUGGUACUUGGUUUCAUUUCUCACACAGGGCAGUAAUUAGCACAUCGUGUGUUCAGGGCACAGCUCCUGAAAUCUCAAAUGGAUAAAGAGGGACACUUUGUUAUUCGGGAUGUGAGAGGGAUGGGGGUCCAGGGGCGGGGCUGUUCUGAGUGUGAGUGAGCAUCUGACAUGGGUUGGGGCUGUUCUAGGUGUGGGUAGGGGUGACCAUGGGUGGGGCUUAGUGAGUGUGAGUAGAGUGUGGCCAUUGGGUAGGUCUGUACCAAGUGUGAGCAGGGGUGUGGCCAGGGGCGGGGCUGUACUAAGUGUGAGUGAGGGUCAUUGUGACACACAGGUACUUUUUGUUGUGGUUAUAUAACCACACCAUUGUGUGACCUGAGUUUGCUCUUUCUAGAAUGGAAGCUAGAUGUUACGUAGUGAUUUAUGGACAUUCUGCGUGUGAUUCAACAAAGAUGCUGCAAUGAUGGAUGGGCGAAUGUAUUGUAUCAUUAACACAAACACACUUCAAGAUUGCUGAUUGUAAUAAAUUCGUUCUUUCUUCUUCCUUCUGUCCUUUUUCCAGUUGAUUGAUAUAUACGUCUUUUGUAUAUAUAGUCUUGGGUCAAAGGCUCGCUACAUUAAUAUACGUCUAACUCUAGCCCGAUAAGGACAGGACCCCCAGUCCACAUUCCAGAAUUCUCAUACAAGAAAACCCUGUGAUUUAUUGAUACAAUCUGUAACUUAUGUCAAUCCAGAAAACAUAGAAUAUGCAAUAUUCUACACUGAUACACAUUAAACACACUCGAAUAAUUAACAGAAUGUACUAAAAUGAUUGCACCAUCAAAGUGUCAGGUAAAUCAAACUGUAAAAAUCAUAAUAAAAUUCAUUCUAAUUCCAGGUUGUAAAACUGCAAAUAUGUGGAAACGUCCAAGGGGGUGAAUACUUGUGGAAGGCAGUGUAUUUGUUUGUGUGUUUUUUUGCCAGUAAGCGUUAUUGCUGUGUUUUCAUUGCUUAAACCUUCCAGGGAAAUUAAAACUGUAAGCGUGCAGUAACAAUGGAUAUUGAGCAAUCAUAUUCUCACAAUUCCUUGCCUUUGGGUUAGCUCUCCACUGGAAUCACAGGCUUCCAAAUGGCGUACACACUGGGAAUUAUGGGAACUAAUAUUCAUUUGCAUGAAAUGCCUUGCUGUGCUUUUUGCAGCAGAUGCUAUAUGGUGGCCUCCAUUGCUGUACAGUAUUACAGAGUUUGAUGAAGGUAAAUGCAGAAGCAGAACUAACAGACAUAACCAUGGUACAUCCAGUAUAAAUUGCAUUUUUAUAACACAGCAAAUUCUCCCAAGACACCUAUAUAACUUUGCAGUCCCCUCUCUUUUCAUGUCGAUCCAUUCAGAGUCUAUACAGUGACUGCCCUGUUCCUCUGUAUAAUGUAUUUACUACCUCUGUAUAAUGUAUGUGUAGUGCAUGCCUCUCUCACUAGAGUGACUCUCUCAGUAUAGUGCAUGCCUCUCUCAGUAUAGUGCAUGCCCCCCCAGUAUAGUGCAUGCGCACCCAGUUUAGUGCAUGCCUCUCUCACUAUAGUGGACUCUAUCAGUAAAGUGUGUCUUUCUCCAUAUAACCGUGUUGUUCCUUUUAGGUCGGGGCAGGGGGAUGCCGAAAUGUCCCUUAUCUGCCUGUCAGACUUUGAAGCCUACGCUAAAGAUCAUUUGCCAAAAGCCACCUGGGAAUAUUACGCGGCUGGAGCAGAUGAAUGCUGUACGCGGGACGACAAUCUGCUUGCAUUCAAACGGUAAAAUAUCCUCUCAUUUCCAGAUAUCCGCCAUUUCUUUCAGUGUAAUUGGCCAAAACCUGGGGCUUGCGGAACAAUUGUUUUUUUCUGUUAUAAAAAUAACUAAAGUGUUUUUAUGUUUUUUUCCACUAAAUUAAAGGAACAGUAUAGUGUUGGGAAUACUAACGUGUAUUCCUGACACUAUAGACCUAAUAGCGCCCAUUUAGGUCCUCGGUCCCCAUGUCCCCCUGUGGUGAAAAUAACCUCGCCACUGGUUUUUGGAGGGGCCUGUUUGCCAGCCUCCUACCUUGUGACUAUGGUUCCUGGGUUAACCCCUGGUUGAAAAUACUGUUUGUGCCUUUAUUUUUCCAUGUAUGGCUACCCUUCGAACUCCCAAAGCGGCACUUCAAAUUCCCGAACAACCGCACAAACCAGAGACCACCCUGGAGCUUGUUAACACCUAUUAAAAACUUGGAACGUUUCUCACCACUGUGUUCUAAUUGUUCGUCUGGGUGGCCGCAAUUCCUAUGGACAACCAUGAGGUGGCAGCCAUCUUGUUGGCAUGAACCCAUGCAGUGGUGUUUGGGCAUGAAUCUCAUGGAUCUAAAAUCGGACACAGAAACUCCCAAACACCGCUGGACUUCCAUCAUCGUCUGUGUUCGGUUCUAUACAACUUAGAAAGGCACUGUUCGGUGAGAUCAUUCAUCUUAAUGAAGGGAACAAGCUCCAUCCAGGGUAAGACUAUUGACUCUGUUUGGUACUUUGUUCAUUUUCAAACUACCGAACUAGACCGGCCGCAAGCCCUGAUUCUCUGGAACUGUUUUGGGCAUGGGCCAUGCUUGCAGUCAGUCAAAUAAAUGACUUCCAUAGAAUUCCUGAACCCCUGAACUGAUCUUGGUGAUGUUUGGAUAUGUUAGUCACCCAGAUCAGGGCUAUCAGAGUAUGUAACAUUUGUGGGGAUUUUAUGUGUUUUUGGGGUACUUUUGGGUUUUUGUAAAAUAUGUUUUUUCUGCCUGGAGAUAAUUGAGUUAAUACAGUAUCUGACUCAAUUAUCUCCCAGGCUGAGGGGAGGGAUUGUAUGCUAUGUGUGGAGUGUCGUGCCUUGUUACCUUAUUGUUAUUGGUCUGUGACAUUGUAUUUCAGUCUCAUAGUUACAUACCUGAAAAGAGUCCUUCCAAUUUUGCAACAAACUAGGAAAAAAUUCCUUCUUGACCCCAAAAUAGCAGUCAGAUGUCUCCUUGGAUCAAGCAGCUAUUACCCCACUAAUUAGAAAUGAUAUCCCUGUAUGUUAUGUUUUUGCAAGUAUUUAUCCAAUUGCAGUUUAAACAUCUGUAUGGACUCUGAUAAAACCACCUCUUCAGGCAGAGAAUUCCAUAACCUUAUUGUUCUUACUGUAAAAAAAAAAACCUUUUCUUUGCCUUAGAUGAAAUCUCCUUUCUUCCAGCCUAAAUGUGUGACCUUGUGUCCUAUGUAUAGCCCUGUUUAUGAACAGAUAAUGGUUUGUACUGGCCCCAAAUAUAUAAUUGUAACGGCACCUCCAAGCAUAAAGGGGGUUAACAGCCGUUUAGGAGAUAUUCCCUUCCAGAUAUACAGGCAGCUACUGUAGACACCAAUCCACCGAACCAGAGAAGCAUACAAAUGCUCUCAAACAUACGAAUGCUGUAAAAAGACGAAUAGGAAAAACCAUACGAAUAGGUUUACACUCCUAGCAGUUGAACUGGAACAGCAUACAAUAAAUCCCCCCAAGAACAAGACAAGGCACCGUUUUGAGGGUCAAGCAGGAACAGACUGAGCUGUGUCUUUAUUGGCCUUAUAUACACAUUCUACAGACAAAGUCCCACCCACAGAGUUUUGUGGAACAUCCAAUCAAAACAUACAACACAGAUAAACACUCCUACAGUGACAUCACAAUCCCUCCUCUCUAUCCUGGAGAUAAUUGGGAAUUAAUCAAAUUAUCUCCAAGGACAGAGGCAAAACUCCAUUAAGCACGUGGCAGUAAAAUACAAUAAAAUACACAAGGUUACAUUUAUUACAUAAAAUACAGACAUGCAACAUAUCCCCAGAUAGCUCAGAUCUGAGCGCACAUUAUUACUGAAUGGCGCUCUGACCACACACAUACAGUUCAAUUGCCAUGGAGCCAAAGUCUUUUAUUACAAGAAUAGGCUCCAUGGCAUAGCUAUCUGGGUUAAAUGAGUUCAUUCAGUAAAUCCGUGAAUGAACUGGCCGCGUGUGAUCUGCAGAUUGCUGCCAUCCAGUGUUCAGUAUGCGUAGGCGCACUUGCCGGCUUCUGGGCGGCCAGUUAGCGGCGACUGCCAGCUAAUCGUGGCUCCUGGGAGGCCAAUAGACGGCUGUUUGUUCGGUAGAUAGAAUCUACCGAAAGCCCGGGCAGAAAUACAUGAAUAGACCUUUCUGUAUAGGAAAAUAAAGUAUUUAAAUGCCGGCCCAUAGUCAAAAGGCAGCAGGCAGGCAACCAGGCUCCUCCAAUGCACAGUGGCGAGAUUGGUCUCGUCACAAUAAUGUUAUCCUAUCCCUUCUGAGGCGCCGUUUUUCCAAACUAAAGAGAUUUAAAUUUUUUAACCUUUCUUCAUAACUAAAAUGCUCCAUUCCUUUUAUCAAUUUUAUAGCUCGUCUCUGCACUUUUUCUAGUGCCAUGAUAUCUUUUUUUAGAACCGGUGCCCAAAAUCUCACAGCAUAUUCAAAGUGUGGUCUUACCAGCGAUUUAUAGAGAGGCAAAAUUAUAUUUUCAUCCCGAGAAUUUAUGCCCCUAUUUAUACAUGACAAAACCUUACUGGCCUUAGCAACUGCAGAUUGGCAUUGCAUAUUGCUAAUUUGUUGUCUAUGACAAUUCCCAAAUCCUUCUCAUGUGCGGUUAUCCCUAAUUCACUACCAUUUAAGGUGUAAGUUGUUUGUGCAUUCUUGACCCCGAAGUGCAUAACUUUGCAUUUCUCUACGUUAAGAAUAAGGUCCAUGUGGGCGUACCCCUUGCAUGGUGAUUGUCAUACAAGGCCAAGCGUGGCACCAUUAAAAGCAGUUCCUACUAACCCUCAACAUAGAGCCUCGUCUCAUGUGUGGAGGGGACUAUACUCCCCUGAGUUCUAAUCACUUGCUCUUAUAAGAGCUGUUCCUGCUACACUCUCUGGAGUAGGAGAGGUUCACCCACUGGAAGCUGGAUCCUGGUCUUGGGUCCAGGGUUGGUGGAGGACGGCGAGAACCAAGUCAAACUGCGGCGGCUAAGGGGCUACAGUGUUUAUGGAGUCUGGUGGAGUGCUUGGAGUUCUCGGUGAGCACUAGGAGCAUUGAUUGACAGAGGCACGCGGUGGUGCCGUCACACCUCCCCCCCCCCCCAUUUAAAAGGUGUUUUACCUACCCUUUUUUUUUAGUGCUCCUCAUGGCUGACCCUGCCCAACUAUGCCUCCUUGGCUGAGAGCAUCAGAUUUGAUGAUAUCAGCCAAUCAAAUUCUUUGGAGGCAACUGCACAUGCGUGGCAAAAUGCCACGCUGCACCAAUCAGCAUCUCCUCAUAGAGAUACAUUGAAUAAAAUCACCUUUAUGAGGAAAGUUCAGUGUCUCCAUACAGCAGGAAACACCUCUAGUAGCCAUCUGAGUGUCUGCCACUGUCUUUUUCUGGAAAGGCAGUGUUUACAUUAAAUAGCCUGCAGGGACAGGCAGUAGACAGUAGAACAAAUACAUUAAGCUGUAUGCUAUACAUUACGCUGUAUACUACACAUUAAACUGUAUAACGUACAUUAAGCUGUAUCCCAUACAUUACGCUGUAUACUAUACAUUAAGCUGUAUACAGUGGUGGAUCCGGGGGGGGGGCUACGGGGCAAUUGCCCCCCCCCCCAAUAUUCUCCCCUGCCAGCUAAUGCAUCAGGUCAGAGCUUUCAGAAGAGAGAGAGUUCACGAAAACGUAAGCGUGAUCAGCGCACUAUUAAGAGAUUUGUGGCUGAUUCAGAGCACAGACGGGUUUGUGCAGAUAAAGGCACAUUGAGGAAGAUUUCUGCCAGAUCCAUGCAUCGGAUCAAGAGAGCAGCUGCUAAAAUACCAUUACAUAGCAGCAAACAGAUAUUUGAAGCUGCUGGUGCCUCUGGAGUCCCACGGACAUCAAGGUGUAGAGUUCUCCAGAGUCUUGCAACUGUGCAUAAACCUUCUAUUCGGCCACCACUAACCAAUGCUCACAAGCAGAAAUGGCUGCAUUGGGCAGAAAAAUACAUAAAGACUAAUUUUCAAACAGUCCUGUUCGCUGAUGAGUGCCGUGCAACCCUGGAUGGUCCAGAUGGAUGGAGUAGUGGAUGGUUGUGGGACGGCCACCCUGUUCCAACAAGGCUGCGACAUCAGCAAGGUGGUGGUGGAGUCAUGUUUUGGGCUGGAAUCAUGGGAAGAGAGCUGGUCGGCCCCUUUAGGUUUCCCGAAGGUGUAAAGAUGACCUCUGCAAAGUAUGUGGAGUUUAUGACUGACCACUUUCUUCCCUGGCACAGAAGGAAGAACUAUGCUUUCCGUAAUAAAAUCAUCUUCAUGCAUGACAAUGCUUCAUCUCAUGCUUCAAAGAAUACCUCUGCAUCAAUGGCUGCUAUGGGGAUUAAAGAAAAGAAAGUCAUGGUGUGGCCUCCAUCCUCCCCUGACCUCAAUCCUAUUGAGAACCUUUGGAGCAUCCUCAAACAAAAGAUCUAUGAGGGUGGGGGGCAGUUUACAUCCAAACAGCAGCUCUGGGAGGCUAUUCUGACAUCUUGCAAACAAAUUCAAGCAGAAACUGUCCAAAAACUCACAAGUUCAAUGGAUGCAAGACUUGUGAAGCUGCUAUCAAAUAAUGGGUCCUAUGUUACAAUGUAACGUGACCUGUUAAAAUGUUGUUAUAAGUUUGAUUGAAAUAGCUUUUGAUUUCAGUAAAUAUGCUGCAAACACAACAAAUGACAAUUUUCAGUUCAUUACAACCUAUAAAGUGUUUUGAAACUUACUGUGCGUAAUAAUUUAGAACAGUGCAUUGUAAGUUUUUUAUGUUUAAAAAAAAUACUGUGGAGGGGCGGAGCCUAACCCUGCACGAGGAUGGCAGCAUAACCCUUUAGCUCCGCAAAGGCCUAGCCUGAAUCCGAAGCCAUCCACAGCACCUGAGCCCCCCACACAUCCUACACCCAUCCCUUCUUACCCCUGCUACAACCGGCACUAAUCCUCUCCAUGGGCGGCGGGAAAAAAGCCCGUAACUCGGCAGUGGCGCCGAUCUUUAGGCAGAAGCCCGAGCAGACCCGGGCGCCAUCUUCGGAGGCCCCCCUGACGCACUCAGACUCCGAAAUGAGCAGCCACGCUCACUCGGAACGUACUGAAGCCCCCCUCACCAGGAACGAUAUGAGGGGCUUCCUGGCCGACUUUAAACAGUCCGUGGCUGAAGAACUUGAAAAAAGGCUAUGCCCCAUACUGGCAACCAUGUCGGAACUCUCAGCUCGAACACAGGCCACAGAAGACAAAAUGGCGGCCACUGAAGAAACGGUAUCAACACAGGGGACCGAGAUACAAACUCUCCGAGACCAAUUGCGCUCACUUGAAGAUGCAAAUGAAGACCUGAACAACAGAACACGGCGGAACAACAUUAGAGUGAGGGGCAUUCCGGAAUCCGUCUCCACAGACCUACUCACCGACACUCUCACAGAGGUCUUCCAAACCCUUCUCCCAGAAGCUACAGCUGCCGACCUCCUUAUGGACCGGGCUCACAGAGCAUUGCGAGCUCCCAGUACCAACAUGGCCACCCCCAGGGAUAUCAUCGUCAAACUACACUUUUACCACAUUAAAGAACGCAUUAUGAAAGCAGCCCGAGAUAGCCCUGUGGUGGUGGAGGGGGUUCCGGUCCAGCUGUUCCAGGAUCUGGCGCCGACUACCCUGAAACGCAGGAGAGACCUGCGUCCACUCACACAGCACCUUACCCGACAUGGCCUCCGGUAUGCCUGGGGUCACCCCUUCAGGAUCAUCAUCCGCAAAGAUGGCAGGUUCCACUCCAUCACGAAACCGGAGGAAAUCCCCACGCUCCUGGACCAGCUGGACCUACCGCAACUACCCGACACAGCGCACCCCAGGGCCGACCAGGCUCACCAACGAUCGCUGGCCAGCAACCUGCCCACCAGACCCGGUGAACGCAUGCACCGGAAUGCGGCUCUCAACCAGCCGGAAAACUCACCGCACUGAGAGGAAGCACGAACGGAGCAGCGGUCUGCGGCCCCCUACGCCCAUGCCCUCAGACGAAACCCCUGUUGGGACCCCCUAGGGGACUAGAACUUUAUUUUUUAAUCUUCAAACAAAAUUUUUUUUUUCCUGGCCCCGGGCCUUGGCCCCCUGGGACGGAGCCCACACGCCCCCAUGGAACGAGACUGGUCAUGGGACCCAACCUCCACACCCAGACACCCCAGUGGGCCGGAGAGCCGAGUCCCCACAGAGUCUGAGGGCUCAAGCGCAGGCCCCCCCCCCACGGACGUGGUCGGACCCGGGACCAAUGUACCGGAAUAUUUGCAGCAAGUUCCCCCCUCGCCCCGGGCGUCCGACCUCCCCUCCUUUUAUACCAAGGCCUGCCCACGACCUUCUAGCCCUCACCAGAGACCACAUCAACGAUCACCCACGAUAUGGACCGUGAGCACGGAGACUCCCGGAUCACGGACAGCCACACACCCUCCGCCAGCGCAAACUAUAGAGGGACGAUCCUGGGAGGACUGGGACUAUAUCCUGGCCGGAGCCGGCAUCUGGUACGGGGCCUUCGGGGGGCGCAGACUCCCCCACCUGGAGUGUGGGUCUCUGUACACUGGAGCUGCUGCCCCCCGGACCGAGGGAGGGGGGAGGCUGGGGUGGGGGGGCCGUUGUUGUUGGGGGGGUGGGGGCGGGAGGGUAACAAGACAAGGGGUCCAGGACCCUCUACAGCACAGACGAGCUGACUGCCCGGACUGCCCCCGCUGGCCCCUUCCCCGACUUGGACGGCCACGGCCAGCCCCAAUGUCGGUCACCGGCAGCGGCCCCAGAGCGCCGCACCCGGCGCCCCCCCCCUCCGGCCCAACAGGAGGGUGCCACAACACCAAAAGAAAUGGGGACAUCCCCGGGAUGACUGGUGACCCUUGUCCCCAGGAGCGGCCCCGCUUGAUUGAAUGUACCCACGGCCCCUCCAGGACAGAAACCAAUGAGAACGCCCUUCUACGGAGCACCCCGACAGUGUAGGACCCAUACCCCCCAGGCCCCAUCCACAGUGGACACCCAGACUGUGCCUGCCCCCCCCACCCCGGGAGACCGGAGUUGGCUAACACAGGACUCACCCCGUGUGCACCUCCCUGACUUAACUCAGAACCGCAGGACAACUACGCACGACUGGCCCCCACUGUGCGCCCCGCGCGCCCCUCUCCCCUCCCCUCCUAUUGACAGACGAGACAUGGAAGGACUGGACUUCAAUCCUCCCCAGACGCAAAAAGGACACCGACGGCGACACGGGGUGGGGGGUCUGCAAACAACGGCUCACGACUGGGGAGGCAUGAGACGCUUGUCAAGACCGCUGCUUCCUCUCCUCCGACAAAGUUGACAUGUUUGGUAUGAUUUUAUAUUGCAUGCAAGCAAGGUUACGCUAUAAUGUUAAAAUGCUUUAUUGGGAAAGUGGGUGGCUGCGGGCGGGAUGCACUUCACUAGGGCUGUGGGUGGCGGGCGGACACACACGACACUCAGUCCAUCAAUAUGCCACACGCCACGACACCAGGCACCAUAGCUUAUGCUACACCCCAGCACCAUCCCCCACUCGCGGUCCAACGGGCCGAAGGCGGCAACAUCAUCCCUAUUGGAGACCCACUGCCCCCACCCCGCACGAUAGGUCAGGGGGAGAUGGCCAAAGACUAGGCCCCACACGGGCGGGCACAAUACACACAUACCUGCGCCUGGGGGGCGACCCACGGACAGGCCCAGAUAUGGAGGCCGCAGGGCACCUCCUUCCCAACGGGACAGGUGGAGGCACACGGGCUGCGCGGACCUGGCCCUCGGGCCCGGACGUGCGGGAGCCCCCUCGGGCACACAUCAACCACAACACCAUUCCAAGCUUACGGAGAGCCGCCCCCCGCACAGGCGGGGCCGAGACAACAGAACCCCCUUGGCCCAGACCGACCUCGCACACACAAAUGGGACCCCCGGGACCCCGCUCCCCCCCCUCCCCUUCCGUCCCCCGCGCCCCCCCCGGCUCAGAUCAAAUUGCGAAUUCGCAGGCAGGUCGCGGACGUACUCUGUCACUUCUGCAGACACCUCCCCCACUGGCCUCGGCCACCCUGGAUCUUGCCAAAAGAGCCCCAGGACAACAUACCGAGACCCCCGCCACUUCUACGACUGGCCAGGUUGAUAAGUCCAGUCUUCAACCAUCCAACUCCCUCUGAGACCCUUUGACGGGCCCACGCAGGCAGGGCCCCAUACCACCCCUAACCUUAUCCCCCCAUCCCUCUCCCCAUCCCCUACCUUCCCCCUCUCUGCCCUAUCUAGGCAGCACGAAUCCAGAUACCGGGCGACGGUACACAGCUAUCCCCCACCUUUCAGCCUCCUAUAAGCACCAUUAAGCACCACGAAUGGCGCACCGGAAUACCCAUAUUAGUAUCACCUCUCUUAAUGUCAAAGGACUCAACUCGCCAGGGAAAAGACAUGGGAUACUCCGCUGGGCUAACCGCACAGGGGCGGAUAUCAUACUGCUCCAAGAAACCCAUUUCACAGAUCAGAAGCAGUUCCCACUAGUUAACAGACACUUCAAACGCAGCUACCUAGCCAACUCACAGGAACCCAAAAAGAAGGGAGUAGCCAUCUUGCUACCAACACAUGCCCACUUACGGACAUACAAACCCACAAGGAUUCCUCAGGCCGUUUUAUCUUCCUCACAGGCUACGUGGGGAACCUCCCCCUCACGAUAUGUUCUUUAUAUGCCCCAUCCGUUCCAGACACCACAUUCUGGCACACAUUCCAAACCCAUCUAGCCGGCCUAUCAGCCAAACAUCUAAUCAUAGGAGGAGAUCUCAACGCAACUUACACCCCCACUCUGGACCGCCGCACACACACAGGCACCGUACCAGCCCCGACUAGGAAUGACCAAUUGUACGCCGACUUUCUAUCUGCGACCUCCUUACUGGAUGUCUGGAGGAGCCAGCACCCGACGUCUCGCGACUUCACCUUUUACUCCCAUACCCACAAAUCUUACUCCCGUAUUGACGGCUUCUUGGUCUCGCCAGCGGUACAGCCUUGGUCCAUCCACUCCCACAUCGGUAACAUAGUAUGGUCUGACCACGCGGAAAUCUCGCUUACAAUACGCAUCCCACUCAGAGCACGCCCAUGGAAAUGGAGGCUGAACCCCUGGAUCCUAAAAGACAAAGCCACGAUCCACACUAUGGAGGAACACCUCAAAACCUAUUUCGAUCUCAACGACACCGAAGACACAACCCCACCCAUGGUGUGGGCAGCCCACAAAGCUACCAUUAGAGGUACCCUCAUAUCACUAGCCACGGCCCUCAAAAGACAACGCCUCUCGAAACUCACAGACGCCUUGACCACCCUCGACAAGCUUGAAUUCCUACACAAACAGAACCCCUCCGAACACCUACUCUCGCAACUCAAAUCUACGAGGGAACAGAUCAGCCAACUCUCGGCGGCGGACGUCGCACGGAACCUAAUGUGGUCCAAACAGCGCUUUUAUGAGAAGGGCAAUAAGGCCGACUCACUACUAGCACGUUGCCUCCGGAAAAAGCAGGACCAAAAAAAGAUCUCCAAAAUCAAGACCCAAAACGGAGAGCUAUCAACGGACCCCGAAAUCAUAGCCCGCGAAUUCCUAAAAUAUUAUUCCGACCUAUACAACCACAACACCACGACAUCAACAGGAGAAGCGGCGCACACGGACGCCAUAUCUUCCUUCCUGAAACCCCUCAACCUUCCCACCCUCUCUACACAGGAGCAAAACAGAUUAGAAGCACCCGUGGAGGUGGAAGAGAUCGCCUCGGUCCUCAAGACGCUGAAACCCAGGAAAAGCCCAGGACCAGACGGCUUUACAGCCAUCUACUAUAAGACAUUCCAAACGAUCCUUAUACCACAAUUAUGCAAAGUCUUCAACGCAGUGCUGGAAGGCCACCCACUCCCCCCGGACAUGCUGGCGGCUGACAUCUGCCUUCUACCCAAACCUGGGAAAGAACACCUAGACCCAGGGCACUAUCGCCCAAUUUCCCUAUUAAACAUCGACUUGAAAAUACUCACGAAAGUACUGGCCAAUCGCCUUAAUCCGUACCUUCCCACACUGAUUCACCCAGAUCAGGUCGGAUUUAUCCCCACGCGGCAGGCGGCGGAUAACACCAGAAGAGCCUUCGAUACGAUUUGGUACACCAAACAUCGCAACAUCCCGUCAGUGGUGCUCUCGUUGGAUGCGGAGAAGGCGUUCGAUCGCCUUCUCUGGCCAUUCAUGUACGGAGUACUCGCACAUCUACAAUUUCCGCCAGGCUUCCUGAACAUCCUGCGGGCGGUCUACAAUCGCCCCACGGGAACGCUUCUACUCCCACGCGUCAAUGCCCAAACCUUCACCAUCGCCAACGGGACCAGACAGGGCUGUCCCCUUUCCCCCCUCCUCUUUGCAAUUGCACUGGAACCCUUGCUCCAAGCUAUCCGCCUCCACCCCAUCAUUCGGGGAGUGCAGAUAAGACAGGAAGCGUACACAGUGGCAGCGUACGCUGAUGAUGUUCUUCUCACUCUAACGGAUCCCAUAUCCUCUUUACAUGCAACACUGCACCUCAUAAGCGAAUACUCUACCCUCUCAGGAUACAAAAUCAAUCUAACCAAAUCUACUUUAAUGCCCAUAGCUCUAUCAGAUCCACAGUUGCAACUGCUCCACCACUCCUUCCCGUUCCACGUCACCAAGUCCUUCAUUACCUACCUAGGCACCAAGCUACCCUCGGACCUUGGAGACACAUACGGAAUCAACUACACGCCACUCCUCAAAACAGCACACGCAGACCUCCAACGCUGGGACAAACUGGGAAUCUCUUGGAUGGGGCGAAUCACCACAAUCAAAAUGAACCUCCUGCCGAGAUUUCUCUACCUUUUCCAGACACUACCCAUCCCGCUACUGAACUCGGAUUUCAAGCGUCUCCAGACGGCCAUAGACAAAUUCAUAUGGAAAGCCAAGAAACCCAGGAUCCGUAGAACAACAAUGUACGUCCCUAGACUAAGAGGAGGGCUGGGACUGCCCAACUUCAAACAUUACUACCACGCGGCCCAAUUGGCCCACAUCCAACAAUGGCAUGCCCCCCCCGGCAGUAAACGCUGGGUAGACCUGGAACAUGAUAUUCUGGGCUGGGAUCAGCCCUCCUCAUACAUCUGGGUACCACGGAUACACCGUCCACUCCCCCCACCCACCUCUCCGGCAAUCACACAUACCAUCGCACUCUGGGAUAAACUUAAUACUAAAUACGACCUGUCCUCCUUUCUCUCCCCAAUGACCCCGAUCUAUCGUAACAAACUCUUCCCUCCCGGAAUGACAGCAAGGCAUUUUCUAGCGUUUGACCACCGAGAUAUCUCACGACUCGGCCACUUGUACCAGCAAGGUGAAAUCUUUAAAUACAACGAACUCCCAAACGCGGGGGCUCUGACCACCGCUGAUCAUUUUCGCUAUAUACAACUCCGAGACCUAGCGCAACAACCACUAAUUAAACAAGCAGGUACCUCACCGCUGACAGCAUACGAAAAACAAUGCCUAGCGGCCCCCCUGCAACCAGGUCAAAUCUCCGCCAACUACACAACAUUGACUACCCACAUUUCCCAGGUCAACCUAACCUAUAUUGCCGCGUGGGAAAGAGAUCUGGGAGCACCGGAGGACCCGACCGAUUGGGCCGCCAUAUGGGAAACACUAAAUUCCCUUACCGUAUGCGUCACGCACAAAGAACAGGCAUACAAAAAAAUGCUCCGCUGGUACCUGACUCCACACAGACUCCACAAGAUGGGCCAGAAACCAGACGACGGGUGCUGGAACCUAUGUGGCGAAGCAGGCCGCUACCUACACUGCUGGUGGACAUGCCCCAAAAUCAAGCCACUAUGGGAAGAGGUUAGCACCCUCAUAGAAACGAUCAUAGAGAAGCCAGUGGUCGUACAACCGUGGACUAUGCUACUCAGCAAACCAUUAGACUCCCUCACGAGGAGUGAAAACAAACUAACCGCCCGAAUCAAUCUAGCAGCCCGAAGGGCAAUAGCAGAACUAUGGGCUGACCAGAGAACACCCCACAUCUCUACGAUCAUCAGUAAAAUUAAAGAGACCCGAGACCUAGACGAGUUGACAGCACAGAUUAAUGAUACGUACAAAUCAUUCCAUCGUAUAUGGGAUCCCUGGGAUGCGAACCACACAAAAUUGCUUGAGACCAGCCUAAGAACAGACACCCCGGACUGAGGAUAGCGCUCCCUCAAUGACACCUCGCAUAGAGGGCUUACCACAUAGGCGCAAUGCUACUGGAACCCUGAAUGGGAUCUGCUCAACAUGGGACGGACGCCAGAACGCACCCCCCCUCCCCUUUUUUUUCCUCUCCUUUCCCUCCCUCUCUCUCCCUUCCUACCCCGACCCUCCCCUCCACACCCCAUCGGGGCCCUGCAGGCGUGGGUAAAGAGGGCAUCUACCCCCACAAGGCCCCUUUCUCCAUCCUAAGAAAUGGAGGCACACCACAGUCACCACCGUCUGCCCAGCACAGAUUAACACGGCGGGACUAACAUCGCCCCCCCGAGACCACCUCCCCCCCUCCUCAUUCCGCCCACACACCAUCAAACACGCUCAGGUGCUCCAGAGAGACCAUAGGGCAACACACCCCCGUUACAGCCAAUAGCACCCACAAUGCAAUGACUAGUCAAAUGCCGACAGCACAAGGCAUCUCUCGAGAGCCCCAUUCCUGGUCCUGACUCUCCACACGGGACGCAAAACAGGGAAAGGACUGCCCGUGGAGCAGCAAGAUGACCCACGGAGACCACGAGCGUGGGCAUAAACACACGCCAACCGACCACUUCCCACCCCACUAGCCCCGUACCCCUCCUGCCUGCGCACGCCCCACCAUCGUCACCGCACCCCCCCAUCCCUCCUCUUCUCUCCCCAGACAAACAAGACAAAUGCACACACAGUCACACACGCUCAGAACAGGAGGAACACCUCUCAUACACGUGAAGGUACGAGAAUGCACAUCCCACGAGAUCCCAUAAACUUUCUGUUCAUUGAUAUACAAAUGUACGAAUUGUAAAUCUCUGUGGUUUUUGUUGUGUAUGACAGUACCCCCUCUACGCCCUCUCUUUGUUCUGUAACCUCAUAUAUGUUAUAAAUAAAGAAUUUAUAAAAAAAAUAAAAAAAAUACUGUUAUCAUUAGGAGAUUUGUUCAAUAAAAUUUGAAUUGUACUCUUAAUAGUUGGUAACAUGAGUAUUAUGCUGACGGUUAUUUACAUCAAUUAUUUAGGUAAAUGAGAAAAAUAUCAUUUGCGUAAUAAUUUGGAACAGGGUGUAUACCGUACAUUAAGCUGUAUACCGUACAUUACGCUGUAUACUGUACAUUACGCUGUAUAUUAUAGAUUAAGCUGUAUACCAUACAUUAAGCUGUAUAUUAUAGAUUAAGCUGUAUAUUAUUCAUUAAGCUGUAUAACGUACAUUAAGCUGUAUACUAUACAUUAAGCUGUGUAUCAUGCAUUAAGCUGUAUACUGUACAUUUAACUGUAUACUAUACAUUAAGCUGUAUACCGUACAUUAAGCUGUAUACCAUACAUUAACCCCUUAAUACCGUUACAGCGUUCUAUGCCAUCCCGCAUUUACUGGGCUUUAAAGCCGUUGCAGCGGCAUAGAAUGCCGUAACGGCUUUGAGCCCUGGAUCGCCCAGGAUACUUACCUUCCUGAUAGCCCAGGCAGUCCUCCCACGGCAAAGCAGGGCCCUGGUCUCAAAGAGCAAUCACAUUGCAGGCACAGCUGCCCAUAGAGCUGCCAGCAGGGGGACUGUCUGGGCUGUCAGGUAGUCCCACUGCUGGUGGGAAAAGCUAAAAAAAAAAUUAAUAUACACAAUAAAAUAAUUAUAUAUAUAACAUAUAUGUAUAAAAAAAAUAAUAUAUAUAUAUACAUCUUAUAUAUGUAACUUCAUACUUAGUGUAUUUUAAUGUCUAUAAAAUUACAUAUAUUAAUCCUGAUGAAAGUCCACAGGCUGGACUGAAACGUUGAUUUGUUCUAUGGGAACUUGAAUAAAAGUAAAUUUUUAUUGGAAAAUCCGUGAGUGCAGCCAUUCUACCUGACUAUAUAUAUAUAUGUAUACACACAUAUUUAACACACAUAUUUAAUUUCGGUUUAACUGCAUUUUGUAUAAAUAAUUACACAAGUAUUCACAUAGAAUUUAAAUACACAUAUAUAUAUAUAUAUAUAUAUAUAUAUAUAUGUAUAUUAAUGUAAUCAUUAAUGUAUAUUAAUGUAAUCAUUAAGUCGAAAAAAGGGGGGGGGAAAUACUCGCAUCCUGUCAUUAUUAAAAUUAAGAUUAUUAGUACACUGCGCUAGCAUAAUCUUAAAUUUUACAACAUGACAGGAGGCUUCAUAUUUUGCAAAUUUAAUGCUGAGGUAGAAGAGCAAAUGCGGAGUUGGACGGACGGACGGAAAUAGAAUGUCCAAAACUUCGAUUUGCGGGACCAGUCUGCCACUUGUAAUAUGUCUGACAGGGAUGCGCCUGCCCGAAAAGCCGAUGAUGCCGCUACCCCUCGCACGGAGUGCGUGCCAAAAGACAGGUCUAUACCGGCUAGUGAGAGGAGCCAUCUGAUCCAUCUGGCCAGUGUGGUGACCGAAACCGGACCGUGAGGUUUAACAUAUGACACCAAUAGCUGUCGAUGGGCGUAAUGUCUCCGUUGCAGUCACAUAUGCCCGCAAAGGCAUGACCACACAAAGUUGGGGAUCCGAGGUGAAGAACUGAUAGAAGACCGAUGACGAGUCGGAUUUAGUCCGCCAUGAAAUAUGGAAUGUGACUCCUUCCAGAUCGAUAUUAAAGGCGUCUUUAUUAUUAUAUUACGGCUGUCUUCGUGAAUUGGGAUCUACAAUGAGAUCUUGAGAUCUAGGCGCGUAAACCAGUCGCCUUCUUGAAGGAGGUCCCUUAGUAAGUGUAUGUCUUUAAUUUUGAAGUGGCGGUAGGUCAUGUGUGGGUUCAGAUCUCUUAAAUUUAUCACCUGUCUGAAAUCCCCGGUUUUCUUGUGGACAAGGAACAUGUUGCUGAAGAAGCCUCCUUGUUCGCGCACGGGUUGUAUAGCACCCUUCAUGCGUAGCUCGCAGAGCUCCAAUGCUAUUAGGUGAGCGUCUGAAGCUAAGAGGCAUAAGGGACGAGGAGGGUACCUCUGUACGGGGAACGUUCGUAAAUCGAUGUGGUACCCAUUGACUGUCUGUAACACCAAUGCAUCUGUGGAUAGUUUUGGCCAAUUCUGGGAAAAAAAGUGAAACACGGCCGGCAGUCAUGGUUAGUUGAGACAUUGAUAAGUGUUGGCCUCUUACCUGUGGGAAUCUUGCGCGGGUACGUCCGCGACCACCACAUCCUCUGUCUGUGCCCCUUUGGUAGUAGGGGUAGUGUUGUCUAGAGAUGGUGUCCUGGGAAGUUUGUUGCGGGUAAAACUGCUGUGGGUGUCCCAUACGGGGGCCUGAUGGCUAGAAUCAGCUAGUGGCACAGCUCUGUUGCCGACCAGCCCAUGUGCAAGGGCUUCAGAGGUAACCCGUUGAAGGGCUACCUCUGACACCCUUGUGCAUGAAUGUGCGGGCUCUGUUCAGCAAGGUGAAUACGUUGACGUGCUUAUUAAGCUCUUUCAUAAAGGCCUCACCAAAAGGUUUACCCUGUGCAUGUGGGCCCAAUUCUUUUACCCCCAGAUCGGUCAGUUUUGGGUCUAUGCGGAAGAGUGCUGCACAGAGGGCCACAUUGGUAUGCCCGAGAAAGCAGAAACCCCUCUGGGUCCAUUCUCGGAUAUCAUGUGCCCAUUUGCGCACCAUGUCUGCAGUAAAUGAGUCUGCUCUGGCGUAAGCGUCAUCUGCCAGGUACAUCACACGGGCCAGUGGCCCCAUCGUGUCCAGGAGCUUGUCUUGCGCCCCUUUAAAGCUGCUCUCGACCCCUCUGCUCGAGUCGCAACCCCCUCGCUCCAUAAAGGCCAGCAUGAGUUGGUCGAAAACUCUGGCGUGAAAACCACCUUGUCUGUCAGGGAUGGUCUGGGGCACUUACUGCGCUUCAGCGGCGCCUUGCCUUUGUUGGCGGCCUUUUUGGUUGGACUCCUCGCCCUUCCAGUGGCGUUUCGCCGGGCGUUGUCUCUCCUUAGAGGAGUCAUCUGACUUAUCUGUGUCCUCCCUGGUAUGGGAAUGUUUGCCAACUGGCUUGUUAGUUUCAGAGGCCGUUGGUAACACCUUUGCCAUCGCCUUCUCCAAGGACACAGCCACCGCCGAGUUGAUCAUGGCCUGAAGGUCAGUCGGGUUCUGUGUGUCCUCCAUAAUUCUAACAUUAACAGGCACAGGAAUGAGAGGUGGAGGGACUGUGGGGGAGGGACUUAGACAGGCCAUAGGCCGUAUAAUGCUUUUUGCCCAGUGGCGUGGAAAGCAGACUCUGUAACACUGGGGCUCACCCAGGAGAGCGGAACUGCUUCAACAGAUUUCGUUAGACAGCACUCAGACUACGAGGGUAUACCUAACUGGCAGUCCCACUCCCCAGGGGUAACAACACCAACCUGUACAGGUACCAAUAGGAAUUCCCUAUUCACCUCUGGAAUUGGGUUGAAAAACCGUCAAAACUAGAGCCUUGUCUUGCUGAGAGUGAUACUCCGCCGAACCUACACCAACAAAAUGGCCGUCGCGGGUCUCGCCAGAGACCCAGGAUAGCUGGCAGGAAAAAGCCCAUGAAAGGCCACCGUGUUGAAGAGUCCACAAACAGAUGACCUACAGUGGAAUUGACCGUUCGUGUAGAUGGACCGUUCAUGCAAAUUUAGACGAAUGGUGAGCCUGUUUGCCGACCCAUUUGUGCAGAGAGGCAAACAGUGAGUGGCCGCUCUGUUCACGCAAUUAUAGUGCGAACAGGUGGAAGAAGACAAACACAGUUGCCAAAAUGCACAAACACAGUUGACAGCGCACUCUGUUCACACAGAAUACAGUGUGAACAGCGCGGGAAAGGAAGGUGAGAGUGGCGAACGUAGCCACCAGAUGGUGGUGGGCAAAGAUGCCACCUCAGAAUAGGUCUGAGGGGAGAGGGGAUAGCCCCUCCAACAGUUAACAGCUCAAAGUAAUACAAUAAUUAAUACAAUAAUUAAGGGAUUCCCUGUCACCCCCAGGAAAUAUAAACUAAACACAAUAAAGUCUAACAGAAGAUCAUAAUACGAUGUAAAAAUAAACAGUUAAGAAAUCAGUACUCUGACCUGACUUGUGAUGGAGCAGCAAAGAAAGUGGGAGUGAUUGGAUAUGCUUAGACUUAUAUAUACUCUGACUACGCUCUGAUUGGUUCUUUAUUUCAACUGUUUUGUCUUUGCUGCUAUGUAGUUCGUAAAGAAAGUUAAUGCAAAAUAUGAAGCCUCCUGUCAUGUUGUAAAAUUGAGUUUACUACAGUACUUAACCCAAUUAUCUCCCAGGUACAGAGGAAGGAUUAUUCUAUUUUAUGUGGAAGUGUCCUGGACCUGAGAGCCAAUGUCAUUGUGUGAUUGCUGGUACUGCACUCUACUCUCAGGUCCAGGGGGACCUUGCAUGGGGACCUGCAUAAAAGGCCAGUUGUGGCUGCCAUUAAACAGAAUGCUUUACCCUUUCAUGAAGGCUUGGCUCAUGUUUGGGGUAUUGGGAGUUAUAAUCACUACAACUUCUUCGGGAUAUUCUUCACGGAUAUACUCAGUCGGAGUAUAGGGAUCCGUUACUUAUUAGAAUAUUUAUUAUAUUUAGUAUUAGGGUAAGAGUAUUGCUAAUAUUAGUGUUCUGAGCACUUUUAGUAUUAAUGUUAGUAAAAGUGUUAUUAGUGCCAGUAUUAUCAGUAUUAUCAGUUCCUCCAAGCGCCACUCCCUGCCACCACUAGGAAGCAGUUACUUCCUCUAACUCUCCGUAGCUAAGCCAUGCAGUGCCAGGCUUAGCUCAUUGGCUGAGAGCAAUCAACUGACUUGAGUUGAGUUGUUUCUGCUUUGCAAAACUUAGCUCAGGAGAGCUAACAAACUCAUAGCAGCAACUUCUAGUUCUCACAAGCUGACGUGAAAGAGCUGGGAAUGUUGCCCAGUGGACCUCAGGUAAGAAGUCAAACCAUAACCAUUACAACACGCUGUAGUGGUUAUGGUGCAUGGAGUGUUCCUUUAAGUUGUUUGAAAUGUGAAUAUAUGUGAUAAUGAAUAAAAUAUUUUAGUGGAUAAGAAUAUAAUAGCUGAGAAUAAAUGAGAGUAACUCAGAAAAUCAAUACAAUUUCAUUAAUAAAUAGAAACAGGAGUCAGAGAGAUUAAAGGACCACUAUAGGCACCCAGACCACUUCAGCUCAAUGAAGUAGUCUGGGUGCCAGGUCCAUCUAGGAUUAACCCUGCCUGCUGUAAACAUAGCAGUUUCAGAGAAACUGCUAUGUUUACUUUAGAGUUAAUCCAGCCUCUAGUGGCUGUCUCAUUGACGGCGGCUAGAGGCGCUUUCGCGCUUCUCACUGUGAUUUUCCAUAGGAAAGCAUUGAUAAUGCUUUCCUAUGGACUGGCUGAAUGCGCGCACGCUCUUGCUGCGCAUGCACAUUCAGCCGAUGACGGCCAAAGGAGGAGGAGAGUCCCCAGUGCCUAGGGAGCCCGGUGCUGGAGAAAGGUGAGUGUUUAACCCCCUUCCUCUCCAUUCAACCCGGCGGGAGUGGGACCCUGAGGGUGGGGGCACUAAACAAACUCGUUUUCCUGGCACUAUAGUGGUCCUUUAAGAUCAUGGCUGCAUUAGACAUUUAAAAGGUUUUCUAAUUCAUGACCGAUUGAGCCAUCUCAGCAAUUUGAUUACCUCAUGGGAGGAAAAAAAACUAGAAAGAAAAUAGAAUUUCUGUUAAAUUAUGUAUUUCAGAGAGGAGUCUAUUCCUAUAUAUUACUAUAUUUUUAUUGUUUUAGUGCAUUAUGUCUACAAAUACAAUUACAGGUGAGAGGGUGCUUGUGGUAUUUAACAAAAUAAAGAAAUCCACAUGAAAUAGCCAUAAUGUCCUAUUGUCUGCUGUGAUCAUCAUCCGACAUUGUUCUUCCAGGAUUCGCCUGAGGCCUCGGAUGCUCCGGGAUGUUUCAGUAAUGGACACUCGGACAACAGUUCUGGGGACGGAGAUCAGCUGCCCGAUUGGCAUUGCUCCUACUGCCUUCCACUGCUUGGCAUGGCCCGAUGGAGAGAUGAGUACUGCCAGGGGUAAGUAGCCAAGCAGUUAAGAUAUCAUACUUACUAACAUGGAAAGUAAGUCCACCAUAGACAGCUGGAACCACAACAUCAUACGUAUUAACAUAGACAGCUGGAAACACAACAUCAUACGUACUAACAUAGACAGCUGGAACCACAACAUCAUACGUACUAACAUAGACAGCUGGAACCACAACAUCAUACGUACUAACAUAGACAGCUGGAACUACAACAUCAUUCGUACCCCAGAUGGGGGACGGGGCCAACUGGCUAUUGCCUCAACCUUGGCUGGCUCGGGCUUCUGCUUGCCACACCCACCUGGUGUCCUAGGUACUGUACCUCCGCCACCCCUAGGUUGCACUUGCUGGACUUUAGGGUUAAUCCUGCCUACUGAAUUCUGUCUAGCACAGCUCCUAUAUGGACCAGAUGCUCCUCCCAAGUGUAGCUGUAUAUUGCGAUGUCACCAGGUAUGCACAGGCGUAAUCCUGGAGGCCAUCCAACAGCUGGUCCACCACCUCUGGAAACUGUCCGGAACGUUCUUUAUCCCAAAUGGCAUUACCUUAAAUUGGUACAGCCCAAAUGGGGGGGAUGAAGGCCGACUUGGGAACAGCAUUUGCUGAUAAGGGAAUCUGCCAGUACCCCUUGCACAGAUCUAUCGUGGUGAGGUACCGGCCACGAGCCAUCCUAUCCAGCAGCUCGUCUAUACGGGGCAUCUUGUCGUUGAGCCUCAUGUAGUCUACACAGAACCUCAUGGCUCCGUCUCGCUAUGGUACCAGGACUACUCGGGAGGCCCAAGGACUCUUGGACGGUUCGACGACUCCUAUCUGGAGCAUCUCUUGGAUCUCCUGAUACAUACUCUCCCGCAACGCCUCUGGUACUCGGUACAUUUGCUUCUGUCACAGAGCUUUCGGGUCAGGGGUCUCUACCCUGUGGGUGGCCAGUGAGGUAUACCCGGGCAGGUUGGAGAAUGUCUCCCUCUUUGCAGGCAACAUCUGCUGAGCCUGUCUGUGCUCCUCCUCGGUUAGUUGGUCCCCCAAGUGGACAUCACCUAUGCAACCUGCCAUAGCUCCCUCCUCUAGGAGGUCAGGCAGGGGAAGAUUAUCAAAAUCGUCCGAGGCUGGCGCACAAAUGGCGGCCACAUCCUCUGUCCACUUCUGGUAGGGCUUCAGCAUGUUCACAUGUAACAGGCGCCUAAUUCCGGAACCCGAGCAUGGACCGAUCACAUAGGUAGUGUCACAUUUCUGUUCCACUACCCGGCAUGGGCCCUGCCAAGCAGCCUGUAGCCUGCCCUGCUGGACGGACCAAAACCUUCUGACCAACUUGAAAGCUAUGGCUCCUGGUUCCCCAAUCAUACCAUGUGCGCUGGCACCUCUGGUCCGCCUGGAGGUUCCUCCAGCCGGUCCCAAAACACCAGCAUGUAUGGAAUGAUGGGUGUAACGGACCGUUUUGCACACAAGGGGUAAAAACCGUUUAGGCUAUCGGCCCCCUUUCCAGAGAUACAGGCACAGCUACUGCAGAACACCAAACUCCCGAACUGGAUACAAAAUAGCACUCCAACUCCCGAACUGGAACCUCCCAAAUAGCUGCUAGCAGACGAACAGGAAAAGCAGACAAUCAGCUUACACUCCUGGCAAUCAGUCUCUAACAGCAUACAGUGAAUCCCCCCAAGAACGAGACAAGGCUCCGUGUUGAGGGUCAAGCAGUGGUCUCAGGUGCUGGCACACCCAGCCUGGUUUUUAUUACAGUCUUGCAAAUACAGGACCGCCCACAGGGAGGUAUAAAACAACCAAUCACAUCACAGUUACAUCCCACAUAUUCCCUCCCCUUAUCCUGAGAGGAAACUCAAUUACACAUACAGUUAAAACAUACUUUCUACCCAACUUUCAUAACUCUAAAACCAUACAUCACAUUCACAUAAAAUUACAUAUUCACAAUCAAUCCAUUCAGGGGAACAACAUAUUAAAAAAUGGCAUGAAUCUGACCAGGGGUUCAAAAGUUAGUAAAAGUAUCUUUUGAGCCCUGGCUGGCACAUGGCUAUCUGGCUCAAACAGGUUUUACAGAGCCCUCUAGCCUGGAGACAAUGGGGGAAAAGUAAUCCAAUUAUCCAGGGAUAGAGGCAGACUCCACUGAGCACAUGGUUGCAAAAAGACAUAAAACACUUUAAAAUACAUAAAGUCACCUUUUACACAUAACACACAGACAUUUCACAUAUCCCCAGAUAGCUGGGAUCUGAGCGCACAAAACUACCGAAUAGCGCUCAGAUCCUAUUCACACAGUUCAAUUGCCAUGGAGCCGAAGUCUUUAACUACACGAAUGGGCUCCAUGGCAUAGCUAUCUGGGUUAACACAUGUACAUAAAGUCUGGUCCAUAGUCCAAAGGCAGCAGGCGGGCAGCCAGGCUUCUCCAAUGCAAUGUGGCGAGAUUGCUCUCGUCACAAUGGGGGUUCCUUUCUGCUCCCCCUCUCCAUCCCAGUGCUCCUGGACAAGGUCUAGGGGCCUCCUAACCCUUCGUCCGAACAUUAGUUGGAAUGGGGAGAAACCUAUAGAUUCCUGGGGCACCUCCCGAUAUGCGAACAGGAGAUGCGGCAGGAAUCUCUCCCAGUCCUUACGAGUUGCUGCAAAGGUACGGAGCAUUUGCUUCAAUGUGCCAUUGAAGCGCUCGCACAGGCCAUUAGUGUGGGGCUGGUAUGGGAAGCUUAUGAUUGCUUUAAUGCCACAUAACCUCCACAGCUAUUUAGUCAUCUCGGCAGUAAACUGCAAGCUCUGAUCUGAGAAGAUCUCCCGGGGAAAACCCAUCCGGUAGAACACUUGCAUCAGGGCUUCAGUGAGAGCCAUGCCGGGUGGUGCGGGCUUGCUGCAGAGUCAUCACGGGGUAGGUCUACACAGGGGUCUGGGGGUGCACAUAGGUAGAGGUGAGGUGACCCAGAUCGUUGCCGAGUAGCACUUCUGCAGGUAGCUUCCACUUUCUUGUCUCCAAUGCCCCAGUCAAGGUGGACAUGGGCCAUAAGUAAGUGGUAGAUGGUUCCCUCUGCUACAUGAACGGCUAUUGUCCCGCCGUUCUUCUCCGCCUCUGCAACAUGCUGGGCUUUGUAAUAGUGUCAGGGUGGCUCCAGAGUCUCGUAGCCCCUAGGUGGUGCGUCCGUUCAGCCAGAUCGGCUGCCUGUGGUGGGCUGGGUUGUCGUGGCAGCUUGGAGGUGGUCCACCUCAUGGAUGAUGAGCCAAGUGUCUUCAGUGGUGGCUGGUGGGUACGUGGGGCAGCCUGGUAACAAUGGACUGCGGCUCUUGGGGCCGGGGCGACCACUGGGCGAACCCACCAUGGUGGGUCUCUGAGCUGGGAGCACUCUCUUUUGGGUUGUUGGCAGUGGUGGCACCUGGAGCCCACCUGGGUGGUACCAUGGCCCCGUGGCUGGUGGGUUUCUUGAUGGAGGGUAGGUCGGGGCUGCCAGGUUCGGGGGGGGGGGUCGGUAGCUGGGAGAAGUAGCAGGGCAUUGUGGCCACCGAUGUUGGCAUACUCAUCAGCCCACUGGGCUGCCUCCAUGAGAGUCUUGGACUGCCUGUCUCGCACCCAUUGCUGUAUAUCAGUAGUGAGCACGUUAUAAAAGUGUUCCAGCAUAAACAGCUGGAGGAUCUCUUUGGGAGACUCCGCCUGCUGUGAGUUCAUCCAGUUCUGGGUGGCUUGGUGACGCGGCAUGUGGCAUGUCCUUCUCCCUUUUCUUUGUCUCCUUGAACUUCCUGCGGUAUGCCUCCGGGGUUAUGGCAUACCUGAAUAGCAGGACCUGUUUCACAAAGUUCUUGCGGUAUGAUACUUAUGUGACAAGGUGUGAAGGUUCUAAACUAACGUUCUAAGUGGGGUAUUAGGGUGGUCCCCGUUCGGAAGGCGAAUGAAUUCCCUUCGUGAAGGCACUCCCGAAUGCAGAACGGGCACAAUACACGUAAAAUAAAAAAGGGCAAUUCACGGACAGGCAGCGGUCCUGCCACAAUGUCCAUUGCUAAAUAGUUAAUAUACAUUCAAGGAAAGAAUGUCGUGUCCCAGGGAUAAAAAGUUAACACAAGUUAAAGGAAAUUUCAAUGUUUUUAUUCAAUCAAUAAUAAUUUCUGUGUCAGUGAUGUCUACUAAUCUGUUUGGAGAAUGUCAUUCCUCAUCUAGAAUACACAGUAUUUCUGACAGUAUAAAUCGGGCACUGUCAUUAUAGGUUCAUCUCAUUUCAUAAUUAAUAGACAUUUUAUCAGAUGUUUGAUUUCUCUUGUUUACAUCGUGAAAAAAACCAGUAGUAAAUUUCUUCAUUUACCAUAUUGUUACGAGGAAUUGUACUGAUCUCACAGAUAUAGGGCUAUUUACUAAAAGAAGGAUUCACAGUGAAUUUUAAUUUUAAGAUCAAAAUAUCCGAACUAGAAAAAUCCUCUCAAUCAGCUGUGCUUUCAUUUUGGCUACUCUGGCCUUAAAUUUGCAAUUCACUUUUAAUUCACUUUUUUUCCCUUUAGUGAAUUUUGAUAUUUUCAUAUAAUGGUGUAACGGAUCACCUGGCACCCCGGGGAAAACCUGACUGGGUACCUCCUAGCGCUUCUUGAGGAUUCCAAGCACUCUAGCCGACACCACAACCACUGCAGGCCGAACCUCUCUUCCUUCAAAGCGAAGCAGGAACGAGCUCUUAAAAGAACUUAGGAGUGAUUAUAGCAAGGGAAUAUGCAGAACAUAGCAAUCCCUUGUAGCAGAUUCCCCCAAUAAGAGACAGGACUCCAAAUUGAGGGUGAAGUAGAACUGAGGUUUAAUGACACACACUCUGCUUUUAUGCAAUUCUCCCAUGCAAGGGAGACGCCCACAGACAAUUAUGAAUUACCCAAUCACACACUGGUUACAUCCCACACAUCUCCUCCUCUUAGCCUGAGACGUAACCCAAUUAGCCGUACAGUUUAAAACAUACUUUUUACCCCACUUUCAUAACUCCAAAACUAUACAUCCAAUAUUAAUAAAAGUCACAUAUUAUUAAUCAGCACAUUUCAAAUACAAACAUACCCAAAAAUCAUUUGAAUUCGUUCAGGCGUUCGGGAGAUAGAUAUAAGUCACUUUUGACCGACCGCAAGCACAUUUUCAUGCCCAAAAGAGUUCCAUAGAGUUGGGCUGUGCGGUCGGUCAAUUUCACACAGAAAAAUGUCUCAUUCGAAUGCACGAAUGGGGCCAUUCGUGUAAAUAGGUCCGUCUAACAGUGCAUUCGAAUUGUCGAACGCACUUUGAUUCCAGCCGAAGCGUCGAAGUUCAUGAGAAGGUAAGGGUCAGCGGUGUUCGUGCAAAUGUGUAGCCGAGAUUCAAUGGCACGCACCACUGACCGCGUUCGACUAAAUUAAAAUGGCCGCCACCACGUGUUCGGUUUUCGAAUGGCGGCCACUUCGACUACUUCGGCACUUUGACUGCAUCCAAAGUGCCAGUUUAAAAGUACAAAUCCUUUCUCUGGGAGUAAAAGGGCCAGCAGCAGCACAACACAAAUCCAUUAUGCCCAAAUCAUGUCUUUAAAGGGCAAUACAUCCCAGGGGCCAUAGUCACAUGGCAGGAGGCUGGCAAUCAGUCUUCUCCAAUGCCCAGUGGCGAGGCUGGUUCCGCCACAAAUGGUUUUUCUUUUUCAUUUAGAAUUAGUUUAUUAAACUCAAAGCUCAGGGUCUUAGUAUUUUUUCUUAAUUUAGUGGAUUCAGAAAUAUAUCCAAAAAAUAUAUAUAUUUCCCAGAAACUCCUGCUUGAUGUUUUCCCAUAUAAGAGUGUGUUGCAGCAGUACAGGGGUGCGUUCACAAAGCCGCUAGCCACCCCUCGUUAAAAUAAAUGGGAAGAUCUAGUAAAGAAGAGUGGGGACCUAAAUAUUUUCACUCUGAUUUGUAUUAAUUAAUUAAAUAUAUUUUGAUAAUUAUAUUUAAUUUAUUUUUAAACAUUAUGAAUUAUUUAGUAUUAUCCAUUGAACAAAGGGAGUUACAAUAUAAUUUUAAAAUACUUUUUUGGUUUAAAUGAAAUUGAGAUCAUUAUAGUGCUGAUUCUAGUUUAACGCUUACUUGAGGGUCGAUAACAAAGUAAAGAGUCUGGUGCUUAUUCUCCAAUAAUCUGUCUGUUAAUAUUGCACUUGUUUUGGGUAAUAUUCUGUGUGUGAUUAUUACAUACCGGUUAUGAGUAAAGCAUUUUAUGCUCACUGUAUUAAUGAUAACGUGAAGACAUUUGGGAAUGUGUUUGUGUCUCCUAGCGGCUGAGUCGUUGAACCUUUGCUAUGUGGCCAGUACUUAUUCCACCUGCUCGGUGGAGGAGAUUGUGACGGCAGCACCGGACGGAUUCCGAUGGUUCCAGCUCUACGUUUACCGAGACCGCAAGUUGUCGGAGCAGCUGGUGCACCGGGUGGAGGCUCUGGGCUUCAAGGCACUUGUUCUUACUGUGGAUGUUCCAUACACCGGCAAGAGGAGGAGCGACAUCCGCAACAACUUUCGACUGCCACCACAUCUCAAGGUGAAGAACUUUGAGGGCGUGUUUGAGGUAAGGGAAGCACAUCGUCUUUCAUUGAGCCUUAGUGUAUGGGAAGUAGUGGGCAUCACUGGAAGAGAUUUAAAGCGACUCUGUUAUGUUUUUUUUUCUUUUUGUUUUACUUUUUUAAUGCCCCUUGUACCUUGCCACUUGCCUUUAUUUAUAUUUAUUAUCUUUUCUUCAAUAUCUGGAUGCGGCCAUUUUGUUUCAUGAUGUCUGCUGGUUGCCCUUUAUGUGGGAUUGAUUUUACUGAUGGAUUGUGGGUAAAUUUUCAUUAGUAGCUGAAACAGACAACCUUCAGCUAUAGCUUGUAUCCGAGGUUUUCCUGCAAUGUGCAGAGAGAUUUAAUACACAGUUACUGUAUCAGUGCAGGGGCGGGGUUAUGAUAUACACAGUUACUGUAUCAGUGCAGGGGCGGGGUUAUUAUAUACACAGUUACUGUAUCAGUGCAGGGGCGGGGUUAUGAUAAAUACAAUUACUGUAUCAGUGCAGGGGCGGGGUUAUGAUAUACACAGUUACUGUAUCAGUGCAGGGGCGGGGUUAUGAUAAAUACAGUUACUGUAUCAGUGCAGGGGCGGGGUUAUGAUAUACACAGUUACUGUAUUAGUGCAGGGGCGGGGUUAUGAUAAAUACAGUUAUUGUAUCAGUGCAGGGGCGGGGUUAUGAUAUACACAGUUACUUUAUCAGUUUAGGGGGGGAUUAUGAUAUAUACAUUUACUGUAUCAGUGCAGGGUUAUGAUAAAUACAGUUACUGUAUCAGUGCAGGGGCGGGGUUAUGAUAUAUACAGUUACUGUAUCAGUGCAGGGGCGGGGUUAUGAUAAAUACAGUUACUGUAUCAGUUUAGGGACGGGGUUAUGAUAUACACAGUUACUGUAUCAGUACAGGGGCGGGGUUAUGAUAUACACAGUUACUGUAUCAGUGCAGGGGCGGGGUUAUGAUAAAUACAGUUAUUGUAUCAGUGCAGGGGCGGGGUUAUGAUAUACUCAGUUACUGUAUCAGUGCAGGGGCGGGGUUAUAAUAAAUACAGUUACUGUAUCAGUGCAGGGGCGGGGUUAUGAUAAAUACAGUUAUUGUAUCAGUGCAGGGGCGGGUUAUUAUAUACACAGUUACUGUAUCAGUGCAGGGGCGGGGUUAUGAUAAAUACAGUUACUGUAUCAGUGCAGGGGCGGGGUUAUGAUAUACACAGUUACUGUAUCAGUGCAGGGGCGGGGUUAUGAUAAAUACAGUUAUUGUAUCAGUGCAGGGGCGGGGUUAUGAUAUACUCAGUUACUGUAUCAGUGCAGGGGCGGGGUUAUAAUAAUACAGUUACUGUAUCAGUGCAGGGGCGGGGUUAUGAUAAAUACAGUUAUUGUAUCAGUGCAGGGGCGGGGUUAUGAUAUACACAGUUACUGUAUUAGUGCAGGGGCGGGGUUAUGAUAAAUACAGUUAUUGUAUCAGUGCAGGGGAUGAUAAAUACAGUUAUUGUAUCAGUGCAGGGGCGGGGUUAUGAUAAAUACAGUUAUUGUAUCAGUGCAGGGGCGGGGUUAUGAUAUACACAGUUACUGUAUCAGUGCAGGGGCGGGGUUAUGAUAAAUACAGUUACUGUAUCAGUGCAGGGGCGGGGUUAUUAUAUACACAGUUACUGUAUCAGUGCAGGGGCGGGGUUAUGAUAAAUACAGUUACUGUAUCAGUGCAGGGGCGGGGUUAUGAUAUACACAGUUACUGUAUCAGUGCAGGGGCGGGGUUAUGAUAAACACAGUUACUGUAUCAGUGCAGGGGCGGGGUUAUGAUAUACACAGUUACUGUAUCAGUGCAGGGGCGGGGUUAUGAUAAAUACAGUUAUUGUAUCAGUGCAGGGGCGGGGUUAUGAUAUACUCAGUUACUGUAUCAGUGCAGGGGCGGGGUUAUAAUAAAUACAGUUACUGUAUCAGUGCAGGGGCGGGGUUAUGAUAAAUACAGUUAUUGUAUCAGUGCAGGGGCGGGUUAUUAUAUACACAGUUACUGUAUCAGUGCAGGGGCGGGGUUAUGAUAAAUACAGUUACUGUAUCAGUGCAGGGGCGGGGUUAUGAUAUAUACAGUUACUGUAUCAGUGCAGGGGCGGGGUUAUGAUAAAUACAGUUACUGUAUCAGUUUAGGGACGGGGUUAUGAUAUACACAGUUACUGUAUCAGUACAGGGGCGGGGUUAUGAUAUACACAGUUACUGUAUCAGUGCAGGGGCGGGGUUAUGAUAAAUACAGUUAUUGUAUCAGUGCAGGGGCGGGGUUAUGAUAAAUACAGUUAUUGUAUCAGUGCAGGGGCGGGGUUAUGAUAUACACACUGUUCCUAUAAGCACAGCAAAGUAAUAUUUGUAUGUGUAAGUUCCAACCAAUCACAGUCAGUUUGAAUUAUGCAGCCUCUAGUUAAAUUCAUUAUUUUCACCUUUCUGCUUUAUUUAAUAAAUUGACACCCGUUUACCCACAACUAGCGUGCCGCUUCAUUAACACAACAACAAAACAUUACAAUGGUUAAGGGAUGAAGUUCCCAUAUAAAUACUGACUGCGCCCUCGCAAGGGAAGGGGAGGAGUUAUAAUAUAUUUUUCAUUUUCAUUCAUUUUUUUUUUUUGCAUUUUUUUGUUGCACUAUUUUUUUUACAUUUGUCGGGUGUUUUUUGUCUUUUACUUAUUUCAUGCCUGAUUACACUGUGACCGCAGGGGAUGGCGCAGAAUGAGUUUAUCCCUACAAAAAGGAAAAUAAACUCUAAAGAAAGCAUAAUUUCAAUGUUUAUGGGAUCUUAUUGUUACAAACAUUUGAAAAAGUGCUUCAUUAUUUAUACACCAACAUUUAUUUCACAGGCACAUGACAGAAUGUUUAUUAUUUGGCUAAGUAGCUUCCAUGUUGUGCAGCCUCCAUAUUUCCCUUCUACCACUUGUUGCCAUAGGAACACUACGGCCCUGAUAAUUACGGUGUCCCAGCCAACACCUUGGACCCGUCCAUCAGCUGGAAGGAUGUCUAUUGGCUGAGAAGUCUAACCCGUCUGCCAAUCAUAAUCAAGGGGAUUCUGACGAAGGAGGAUGCAGAGCUGGCCGUGGAACAUGGAGUACAGGGAAUCAUAGUGUCCAAUCAUGGAGGACGCCAGCUGGAUGGGGAACUUGCCACGGUACGCACGUUCGACUAACACACCACCUUUCAAAGUCUGGAUUCAACCGAGGCCAAGUGCUUUAACAUAUUUAGAUUAUUAUUAUUAUUAUUAUUAUUAUUAAGGAGGAAAUCAUUAGACAGAGAUUAACACAAAUAGGGUUAUUCACCACAGUGAAAUUUGUUGGGAAUUCGAAGUGAAUUAAAUUUCAAAGUGAAUUUCAAAUUUAGGCUACAGAAGCUAUUUAGUGAAUCGAGGCUGCGAUCCCAUAAUCCGCAGUCUGUAUGUAGUGAAUCGGGGCUGCGAUCCCAUAAUCCACAGUCUGUAUGUAGUGAAUUGGGGCUACGAUCCCAUAAUCCGCAGUCUGUAUCUAGUGAAUCGGGGCUGCGAUCCCAUAAUCUACAGUCUGUAUGUAGUGAAUCGGGGCUGCGAUCCCAUAAUCCACAGUCUGUACGUAGUGAAUUGGGGCUACGAUCCCAUAAUCCGCAGUCUGUAUGUAGUGAGUCGGGGCUGCGAUCCCAUAAUCCGCAGUCUGUAUGUAGUGAAUCGGGGCUGCGAUCCCAUAAUCCGCAGUCUGUAUGUAGUGAAUCGGGGCUGCGAUCCCAUAAUCCGCAGUCUGUAUGUAGUGAAUCGGGGCUGCGAUCCCAUAAUCCGCAGUCUGUAUGUAGUGAAUCGGGGCUGCGACCCCAUAAUCCGCAGUCUGUAUGUAGUAAAUCGGGGUUACGAUCCCAUAAUCCGCAGUCUGUAUGUAGUGAAUCGGGGCUGCGACCCCAUAAUCCGCAGUCUGUAUGUAGUAAAUCGGGGUUACGAUCCCAUAAUCCGCAGUCUGUAUGUAGUGAAUCGGGGUUACGAUCCCAUAAUCCAGUCUGUAUGUAGUGAAUUGGGGCUGUUAUCCCAUAAAUCAGUCUUUAGGUAGUGAAUUAGUGUUUGUGUAAUGUAUGUGCUAUGUAUAUGUAAUUCUAGAGCUGUGUCUGUGUCUCUAUGUUUAUGUAAUUAUAGAGCUGUGUCUGUGUGUGUCUAUGUAUAUCAAAUUCUAGAGCUGUGUCUGUGUCUCUAUGUUUAUGUUAUUAUAGAGCUGUGUCUGUGUGUGUCUAUGUAUAUCAAAUUCUAGAGCUGUGUCCGUGUGUGUCUAUGUACAUGUAAUUAUAGAGCUGUGUGUCUCUAUGUAUAUGUCGUCUGUGGUUAUAAAUUGGGGCAGUAACUUAAUCUGUUCCUCUGUUCAUGCUAUAGAUUGAUGCCCUCUCGGAGAUUGUGGACGCAGUGCAAGGUCGGAUUGAGGUGUACAUAGAUGGAGGAAUCCGGACAGGGAGUGAUGUGUUGAAGGCACUGGCUCUGGGAGCAAAGUGUGUGUUCAUUGGCCGGCCUAUUGUGUGGGGUCUAGCUUACAAGGUGUGACAUGGGGGGCAUUGUAUGGGGGCAGGGUUACAGGGGGAGCAUUAUGAAGAGGUAUUGGUUACAAGAUGUGAUAUGGGGGUAUUGUGAAGGUGUGACAAUGGGGGCAUUGUGAAGGGGCAGGGUUUCGAGGUGUGACAUGUGGGUAUUGUGAAGGGGUGGGGUUACAAGGUGUGACAAUGGGGGAAUUGUGAAGGAGUGGGGUUACAAGGUGUGACAUGGUGGUAUUGAGAAGGGGUGGGGUUACAAGGUGUGACAUGGGGGUAUUGAGAAGGGGUGGGGUUAAAAAUGUGUGACAUGGGGGUAUUGUGAAGGGGUGCGGUUACAAGUUGUGACAUGAGGGUAUUGUGAAGGGUUGGGAUUACAAGGUGUCACAAUGGGGGAAUUGUGAAUGGGCAGGGUUUCGAGGUGUGACAUGUGGGUAUUGUGAAGGGGUGGGGUUACAAGGUGUGACAAUGGGGGAAUUGUGAAGGAGUGGGGUUACAAGGUGCGACAUGGGGUAUUGUGAAGGGGUGGGGUUACAAGGUGUGACAUGGGGGUAUUGUGAAGGGGUGGGGUUACAAGGUGUGACAGUGGGGGAAUUGUGAAGGGGUAGGGUUACAUGGUGUGACAUGGGGGUAUUUAAAAGGGGUGGGGUUACAAGGUGUGAAAUGGGGGCAUUGUGAAGGGGCGUGGUUACAAGGUGUGACAUGGGGGUAUUGUGAAGGGGCAGGGUUACAAGGUGUGACAUGGGGGGGUAUUGAGAAGGGGUGGGGUUACAAGGUGUGACAUGUGGGUAUUGUGAAAUGGGGUUACAAGUUGUGACAAUGGGGGAAUUGUGAAGGAGUGGGGUUACAAGGUUCGACAUGGGGUAUUGUGUGAAGGGUGGGGGUUACAAGGUGUGUGACAUGGGGGUAUUGUGAAGGGGUGGGGUUACAAGGUGUGACAAUGGGGGAAUUGUGAAGGGGUAGGGUUACAUGGUGUGACAUGGGGGUAUUUAGAAGGGGUGGGGUUGCACACCCUCUAAAUCCAGUUCACAAUGGGGGCAUUGUGAAGGGCUGGUUCAAGGUGUGACAUGGGGGUAUUGUGAAGGGGCGGGGUUACAAGGUGUGACAUGGGGGUAUUGAGAAGGGGUGGGGUUACAAGGUGUGACAUGGGGGUAUUGAGAAGGGGUGGGGUUACAAGGUGUGACAUGGGGGUAUUGUGAAGGGGUGGGGUUACAAGGUGUGACAUGAGGAUAUUGUGAAGGGUUGGGGUUACAAGGUGUGACAAGGGGGAAUUGUGAAGGGGCAGGGUUUCGAGGUGUGACAUGUGGGUAUUGUGAAGGGGUGGGGUUACAAGGUGUGACAAUGGGGGAAUUGUGAAGGAGUGGGGUUACAAGGUGUGACAUGGGGUAUUGUGAAGGGGUGGGGUUACAAGGUGUGACAUGGGGGUAUUGUGAAGGGGUGGGGUUACAAGGUGUGGCAAUGGGGGAAUUGUCAAGGGGUGGGGUUACAUGGUGUGACAUGGGGGUAUUGAGAAGGGGUGGGGUUACAAGGUGUGAAAUGGGGGCAUUGUGAAGGGGCGUGGUUACAAGGUGUGACAUGGGGGUAUUGUGAAGGGGCGGGAUUACAAGGUGUGACAUGGAUGUAUUGAGAAGGGGUGGGGUUAAAAGGUGUGACAUGAGGGUAUUGUGAAGGGGUGGGGUUACAAGGUGUGACAAUGGGGGAAUUGUCAAGGGGUGGGGUUACAAGGUGUGACAUAGGGGUAUUGUGAAGGGGCGGGUUUACAAGGUGUGAAAUGGAGGCAUUGUGAAGGGGCGUGGUUACAAGGUGUGAAAUGGGGGCAUUGUGAAGGGGUGGGGUUACAAGGUGUGACAAUGGGUGGCAUUGUGUUAAAAUUCUGCUAAAAGGAACCAGAAUAAUUAAAAAGAAACUGUCACUCGUCUGGAAUUGACACAAAUGGAUACAACAUAAAAAUUGCCUAUAACUUGUCUGUAGCGGAGCUCCAAUACCCAGUUUAGGUAUCUCAGCUAUUCCUUCCUCGAAGCUGAAAGAAAGACUACAGAUAAUCCAAGACCCUUUCCCCCCAGCAACUAGAGGACACAUAGUUCUGGGAGUCAGCUGAUUUUAUUUUGGCCACACACAGCUUUUAUGCAUGGACCCCUGGCAUGGGAUCUGCCAAAUCAAAAAUACAAGGGUUUUCCUCCCAGGAUUCUCUGUUUCUGAGAGAUAACUGCAUGAGAAAACUAUAAUUACAUUUUCUCUCAGAUACAGGAAAACAUACAAUAUUUCUAAAACACCCCAAAAACAUUUUAAUAACAUAGGAACCCCACGAAAGUCACAUCACCGAAUAGCUUAGAUCUGAGCACCCACUUUGUCAAUAUAUUGCUGAGAUACCUUCGGUCGUUCGAACAAAGUUUUGAUCGGUCGGCCACGAGGUUAUGCCCCAAAACAGUUCCAGAGAAAACAAGGCAAAAACCAUCUUUUGGGGGUUCUCACACGAACACCAGUGGAUGCAUCCCCUGGCUGUUAGGGAGCGAAUGUUCAGUAGUUUAUGCCUUCCAAACGCCGUUCUCAUAGCUGUUCGGGAAGUUGGAUGGGCAGCAGUACUAGUUUGAGUGGUCGCGUAUCCGAAAAUAGUUCCACGCUGUCGACGACCAUGUAUCGCUGCCUGCAUUCGGGAGACAAAAUGGCCACCAAUUAUUGGAACACGUGUGUUCAGUAUUAUGAACGGCGGCUACACAGGGAAAACACUUGUACUAAUGACCAAUUUGUGGUUAACAGCCAGGGGUGGUCAGUGUUUAGUAGGUGCUAACAAAAUAAAUUAGUGUGGUGUGAGCACUUUAAAAUGUAAAUUUGCUCGGAUUCCUACAGGGGGACAGGGGGUCAAGUGAACAGGACAGAGGACAUAGACCCUCAGUAGAACAACUGACAAUACGAGAUGCACAUGCAGAGGGGGGAACACCGGUACUCACACAGUUCAAUCUAUAUUGGGACACAGCUCAGUUAUGAUAAAUGUUACUGUUCAGGUUUAUAUUGAUCUGCACCACUGUUUGGCGGAUACAGUUACAAUUACUAGUUGUACCCAUGCAAAGAUGCGCUUAACAGAAACCGAUGGGUCCGCAGGAACAUUAUGGAGAACAUUGUCAGAGAGAGCCCUGCUCCAAAUUGCAAAUGUCAAAUGAUUGUAAUAGCCAAUACAAGCAAACUACUGUAUAAUGCAAGUUCCAAUCAGAAUAACACUGUAUGUAAACACAAGUAACAUAAGUAACAAUAAACCGCUUUAACCCCUUAAGGACAGAGCUUCAAAAGCUUGUCUUUCACUUAAUGACAACAGCAUUUUUUUCAUUUUUUGCUGUUUGCGUUCAACUGCAAUUUGCAUUUUACUAAUUUGUUGCACCAACACAUAUUAUAUAAAGGAUAGAAAGGGCUUUAAUUUGAUGUAACACACAUAUAUAUACAUGCUUAUUUAUUAUAAAAAAAAUACAGAAAAAUGUAAAAAAAAAAAUGAAAAUUUUGGUGUUUUUUUUUACAGUUUUUGCAAUAAUAAUGUGUGCAUAAUUAGUGCAGGUUAAGAAAAGUAAUUAAAAAUAAAUUCAUUUAGUUGUUCUGAUUUACAGAAUAUAUAAUGUGUCUGGGAUUUUAAGUUUUUUUUUUGGUAGUUACAGGUCACAAAGCACAAGGAGUAAAAUAGACUUUUAAUGUGGAGCGAUCUUAGAAUUUGGUAUGUUUGUCUUGUAAGCUUAAUAGCCAUAAAAGAAAACACAAUUGCCACACAGAAGUAUAUAUUUAUAUAAAGUAGAAAUCACAGGCUAUUUGCCUAAGGUUGUUUUGACACUUUCUACGUAGCCAUUUCACCGCCAACCUCUGCUAAAUAUUGGAGUUAAAUUUUGUGUUUUUUUGGUUUUUGGCACACAAACUUAUAACAAAGAAAUUCUCAUGUAUAUUUUGUAAAGUUGGUGUGUGCUAUUCCUGUACAAAGUUUUAUUUUGUGUUCAGUUACAUCUGCUGAGUAAAAUGACACCCCCAUUGUAUGUCUUUUGCACUAUUUCGUGAAGUUACAGUGCCAUACAGGAUACCUGUCCUUUUCAGUAUUCACAGUAGAAUUUUGAGAGAUUAAUUUAAUGAGCCUUAGCUUCCAUUUGGGGUAUUAUAACAGUUUGACUGUUCAAAAAAAACCCACAAAGGCCUACCAUUUGUAAAAGUAGACACUCCAGGGUAUCUCAUAAGGUGCAUAUUGUGCCUUAACAUGCCCCCAUUUUUUCUGAGUAAAAAGACACCCCCAAUGAAUGUCUUUGGCACUACUUCGUGAAGCUACAGUGCCAUAUACCAAGCCAUAUCCGUUUUUACCGAACUUUGAAUUUUGACGCUGGGCCUAUGUGCAAUUUCCAAGCAUCUUCGCAGGUUUUAAAUUCAAACUACCCCACAAAGGCCUACCAUUUCUUAAAGUAGACACCCCAGGGUGUUUCAAAAGGUACCGUAUAUACUUGAGUAUAAGCCGAGUUUUUCAGCACAUUUUUUGUGCUGAAAAACCCCAACUCGGCUUAUACUCAAGUCAAUGUCUGUAUUAUGGCAACUUACAUUGCCAUAAUACAGACUGGGGGCUGGCAGCGAGCGCUUACCUCUCCUGCAGCUCCUGUCAGCUCUCUCCUCCUCCGCGCCGGUCCGGUCAGCACCUCGGUCAGCUCCCAGUGUAAGUCUCGCGAGAGCCGCGGGGUCAUAGUGCGGCUCUCGCGAGACUUACAGUGUGAGCUGAGAGAAGAGCUGCAGGAGAGGUAACAGCUCUGCCAGCCCCCCUCCUCCCCCCACUGAACUGCCAAUGCCACUGGACCACCAGGGAAGGAGAGCCCCCCUCCCUGCCAUGUAUCAAGCAGGGAGGGGGGACAACAAAAUAAAUAAAUUUAUAAUAUAUUAAUAAAAAUAAUAAUAAUAAAAAAUAAUAAUAUAACAAAAUAAUUAAAAUAAUAUUAAUUAAUAAUAUAUAAAUAAUAAAAAAAAUAAUAAAAAUAAUAAUAUAACAAAAAAAAUUAAAUUAAUAAUUUUUUUUUUAUAAAAAUGCCCACCCCCCACCAAGGCUCUGCAACACAAACACACACUGCAUCACACACACACACACACACUGCAUUCAUACACACACACUGCAUUCAUACACACACACUGCACUCAUACACAAACACUGCAUUCAAACACACACACUGCACUCAUACACACACUGCACUCACACACACACACUGCACUCACACACACACUGCAUUCAUACACACACUGCAUUCAUACACACACACUGCACUCAUACACACACUGCGCACUCAUACACACACUACGCACUCAUACACACACACUGCAUUCAUCAUAUACACACACUGUAAAUAUUUAAUUAAUAUAUUUUUUUUAGGAUCUAAUUUUAUUUAGAAAUUUACCAGUAACUGCUGCAUUUCCCACCCUAGUCUUAUACUCAAGUCAAUACGUUUUCCCAGUUUUUUGGGGUAAAAUUAGGGGCCUCGGCUUAUAUUCGGGUCGGCUUAUACUCGAGUAUAUACGGUAUAUACGGUAUAUUUUGAACCGUAGCGUUGGGAUAAUUUUUCCGCUAGCUUGUACCAGAUGUAGUGGUAAUAAGCGUUUUUUCUGCCUUUUUGACAUACAAAGUGAGUUUGCACAGUAUAUUUUGCAAACCUUAUGUGUGCUAUGACUGUAUAAUACUUCAUAUGUUGCUCAGUUAUGUAGGCUGAGUACAGCAAUACUCCCGUAUGUACCUUUGCCAGGUAUGUGUGGACAUCGGAGGGACACAUUUGGGACACAGCCAUUCCAGUUUUUUUUCAUCCCAGGGUAUUUCAAAAGGCAUAUUUUAAACCUUAGCGUGGGAUCAUUUUCCGCUAGCUUGUACCAAGUGUAGUGGUAAUAAGCGUUUUUUCUGCCUUUUUGACACACAAAGUGAGUUUGCACAGUAUAUUUUGCAAACCUUAUGUGUGCUAUGACUGUAUAAUACUUCAUAUGUUGCUCAGCUAUGUCGGCUGAGUACAGCAAUACCCCUGUAUGUACCUUUGCCAGGUAUAUGUGGAUGUUUAAGGGGCGCAUUUGAGACGCAGCCAUUCAGUUUUUUUCUAACUUUGAAGUUUUACGCUGUGUCCAUGUUCCAAUUUGGAGUAGUUUAGAUGGUUGGUUAUUGAAACUUCUCCACAAACACAUACUAUUUAUUAAAGAAUACACCCUGGGGUAAUUCAAAAGGCAUAUUUUGAACCUUGGCGUGGGAUAGUUUCUCUAGUUUGUUCCAGGUGUAGUGGUAAUGAGCAUUUUUAAAAUGUAUUUUUUUACUUUUUUUACUUUUUUACGUUAAAAAAAUAGUUUUUAAACUUUUGUUUUGCUUAUGAAUUUUUUUUAAACUUUCCUAAACUUUCUUAAAACUUUUUUACAGAUUUAACAUUUUUCUAAGCUUUUUUUUUACUGUUACAGAAAGCAGCACUAACAGUAAAUUCCCCAUUUUCCCAUAACUCCCACCCACCCCAGCUAGCAAAAUAUAUAAUUAUAAAAUAUUUAAAUUAAUUAAUUAAAUAAAUUGAACCCCUGAGGGUUAAAAAAAUAAAUAAAAGUUAAUCCUCAGGGGUUAAAAAAAAUUAGAUCACAGUAUAAUACUGUGAUCUCUAUUUGAUCGCUGUAGGCAGUGAUCGACUGGCAGGGAAGGGGUUAAUUUUUAUUUGGACUAGGUAAAGGGGGGUGUUUUUUAUUUUUUACUUAAACAUUAUUAAAACUUUUUUUUAAGCUUAAUUUUUAACUUUUUAAAGUUUAUUUUAAAACUUUUUUUAAUGUUAACCCCUAGUUAGCCUAACGCCAAAUCCCCCAAUUCCCCACUAACUUCCACCCACCCACCCCAGCUAGCUAAAUAUAUAAUUUUAAAAUAUUUUAAUGAAUUAAUUAAAUAAAUUUAACCCCUGAGGGUUAAAAAAAAAAGAAUUAACCCUCAGGGGUUAAAAAAAAAAAAAAUCAGAUCAUAGUAAAAUGUAAUCCCUGCCAAUUGAUCACUGUAGUCAGUGAUCAAUUGGCAGGGAAGGGGUUAAUUUUUUAUUACAAUGGGUAAAGGGGGACUUUAAAUAAACUUAUUUUUUUUUCCUAUAGUGGGCAGGAUCAGCACUGUUCCGGCUCCCUGCACGUCACACAGAACCAGGAAGUGCAGGGAGCCAGAAGGUAAGUAUACAGAGCACAUGUGCUCGCUCUGACUUGCGGUCAGAGCGAGCACAUGUGCUGGGCAGCCUGACCGGGUACUCCCGGUAUGCCUCUAAUACAGAGGCAUACCGGAGCACCAUUAACCCCGCGAUAGCGGCGAUCCGGGGUUAAUUUUACCGCGUGACGGACGAGGUCCGUCACCCGUCCUUAAGGGGUUAAUAACUAAAAUGUAAAUGUUAUUGAUUGAUGUUAAAAUAUCCCAAAAAAGGGGGUAUUGAGGUAUCUGUAGAUAAAUACAUAGAACGAAAUAGAAAGAAAUAGUAUAUAAAGUAGAACAAAGGGGGUGAAAAAAAAUAAUACAAAAUGAUGAUAAAAAUCUCUCUAAGUCAGCGGGAUACAAAAGGAGUUAAAAGUUAAUAGUACACAUUUAGGCACAGAUAUUUCCUGGUAGGAUAGUGGAUAAUAAAGUAUCAAGUAUACCACUUAUGGCCUGCAGAGUAACUGUUGCAAUUGUGUAUCACAUAGCUCUAUGCAGAAAGCUAAUAGUAAUGUGUCCAACAAGAUUAGAGUAUUUGCCUUAAAAGAGCAUUAUAGUGCCAGGAAAACAAAUUGUUUUCAUGGCAUUAUAGGGUCAUUAGGUCCCCCCACCUUCAGGACCCCCCUCCUGCUGGGCUGAAGGGGUUAAAACCUCUUCAGCCACUUACCCUCCUCCAGUGCCGGGCUCCCUAUGUGCUGGGGAACUCUCCACCCCCUGCCAACGUCAGAUCUGGCCGUGCACGCAUUCAAACAGCCCAUAUGAAAGCGUUUCUCAGUGCUUUCCUAUGGACGCUGACGUCUUUUCACUGUGAAAAUCACAGUGAGAAGCGCCUCUAACGACUGUCAAUGAGAAAGCCACUACAGGCUGGAUUAACCCUCAUUGUAAACAUAGCAGUUUUUCUGAAACUGCUAUGUGUUCAGCUGCAGGGUUAAAACUAGGGGGACCUGGCACCUAGACCACUUCAUUGAGCUGAAGUGGUCUGGGUGACUAUAGUGGUCCUUUAAAGUAAUAGUAAUAUAAUCGCAUUUUGAUAUGCACAGAUAUUAGUCUGCAAGUGUAACCAUUUCUGCCUAUAUUACUAUUACUCUGCUGCAAAUAUUCUAAACUUGUUGGUCUAUCUGCAAGUUCAAAGUCGCUGGUCAGUCUGUAGCCCAUGGAGCAAUGUAGUUAGGGGAAUGGGCCUUGACAGGGCCAGAAAGUAGGCAUGUAUUUUAUUAAUAUUUGGGGGCAGACAUGUGGUUAUAAGGGGAAAUAGCACAGCCAUCUUAGAGAGAGGCCAUUUUUAUUUACAACUUACCUGUUACUUGUCCCUCCCACCCUCCCUGUGGUUAGUUGUUGUUCCCCGUUUGGUCACAGCGGCGGGUGUGGCAAGGUUUAGGCUGCAUUAGGCAGGGGUGGUUCAAUUGGUUGGUAUGUUCGAGCUCAUCGGUGACUCUGAAUCUGGGGGUGUAGGGGUGUCUCGGUACACCCCUACAAUUUAAGCAGUUGGAUAUGGGCCUUGUAACGGCUACCCAGCUAAAGUGAGGGUAUCAGCUGUUGGGGACAUCCUUUUCUUCCCGGCAAGUCGCUGUAUAGUGAUUGAGUUGCUUAUUCCCCUCUGCUGGAUCAGAAGUAGAAGUCAGGUACAGCUCUGAAAAGAGCUCAGUGAUUAAGCUGCAGAGAUUCCCCUUUCAAGAACAAGACAAGGCUACGUUUUGAAGGGUCAUGAAGAACUAAAGCUUUAAUGACAGACACUCUCUUUUAUGUGAUUCUGCCCAUGCAAGGGAGACACCCACAUAAUUAACAAUACAGCCAAUAAACACAAUAUACAUCCUGUACAUCUCCUCCCCUUAGAUAACCACAUAACAUAAUUGAAAAUGAACAUGUUUUUCCCCAAAGUUUGGAUGUACCCCAAAUCCUUAGAGUACAGGCAUAAAUUGUGGUGUCCCCAGAUAGCUUAUUUCUGGGGGACUAAUAUAUCCAAAAAUUAGCUCAUUUGGUUCAGCCGUUCGGGAGAUAUGGGACUUGAAAGUUUUGACCGACCACACGGGCAAAGUAGCCGAAAACAGUUCCAUGAAUCCUGGCCCUGCAGUCGGUCUUAGUUUGUGCGUAAAAAGCCACAAACGGCUGGCCAUCCGUACGUAAUCCUGUGUUCGCUGAAAUCCCCAUAAGUUGUUAAGUCUUUCUACCGAACGCCCUGUCGUUCGGUAGCUGUAGCACGAUUUCCCGGAGGUAUGGAGGUCUCAGCGCUGUUCGCCUAUCCGAGUGUCCGUUUUUAGUUCCAGACACUCGACGGCAAAACACCGCUGUUCAGGAGUUAAAAUGGCCGCAAACACGUGGAAGUCCCGAAAUGGCGGCCAUGCAUACGGUUCAUAUAGCAUUCGUGCGUUUAUUUGCACGAAAAUCCCCAUAAAGCAGGGAGGUAAAUGAGUCUCAAUUUAGAGUCAGGGUGGCCUGUUAGUUAGUAGCAAGCAUUGGUAUGGGGAAUGCUUGCAAUGUCCCAAACUGAAUAUUAAUCCACAGUCUUCAUAUGUUAGUGAAAUUGUCCUCUUUGUUACAGGCCUCUUUGGUAGGCCGUGUUUUAUGUUAUAUGAUAUUUAUACUGUUUUAUUCUGUUAUAUUGGUAUGGGGUCAUUGCCAGGGGUAUUUAUUUAUGGAGGGAGAUUGGAGUCAAAUAUCUUUAUUGUUUGGCAAUGACCCUAAAAUUUUGCAAAGUUAUUAUGAUAAUUAAUAAAGCUGUGGACUGUAUAUUUCCAACAGAAAAACUGGAGUCUGUGUUUAUUAAAAGAUGUUGGGGAAGGGUUAUGGCACAUGCCGAAUAACGACUGUGCACAUGUCAUGCAAGUUUAACCAUUUCUGCCUAUAUUACUAUUACUUUAAGGCAAAUACUCUAAUCUUGUUGGACACAUUACUAUUAGCUUUCUGCAUAGAGCUAUGUGAUACACAAUUGCAACAGUUACUCUGCAGGCCAUAAGUGGUAUACUUGAUACUUUAUUAUCCACUAUCCUACCAGGAAAUAUCUGUGCCUAAAUGUGUACUAUUAACUUUUGACUCCUUUUGUAUCCCGCUGACUUAGAGAGAUUUUUAUCAUAAUUUUGUAUUAUUUUUUUUACCCCCUUGUUCUACUCUAUAUACGAUUUCUUUCUAUGUAUUUAUCUACAGAAUAUAGCUCAAUACAACCCUUUUUGGGGAUAUUUUAACGCCAAUCAAUAAGUUAUAUAUCAAUAAAUAUAUAAUCAAUAAGUUAUAUUUUAAAGUGCUCACACCACACUAAUUUAUUUUGGUAGUACAAUUACAGGGUUCAAAUCCCUGGACAAAGUGGUGAAGCAAAGUUUCUCACUUGUUGUCAGUUAGUGCUGGACAAGAUAGAUCUCUCUUUUCCGUGGUUAGAAGGUGCGAACAAGGGGACCACAAAAGGUUGGUUUGGUAAAUGAACAGGGGUGUACGGACAAUGUCCUGGACAUAAGCAUUGAGAAAGGGCUGCUGCUCGAAACGUUUGCUGCAUUAACUUUGUCCUCAAAUAAAUUGUGGUAGCACCUGGGUGUGCACACCUAUACUGGAUGCGCAGGACUCGUGUUUGUUUUUUGGUUGUAUAUACACUGUUGGGACUUCAGUGUGGAGUAUCUGCAGCACAGGUCUAAUUUUUUCUUUGUUUAUAUUUUGAAUUUUGUAGGCAUUUUAUGCCUUUACCUGACCCCAUAAAUAUUGACUGCCAGGUGUAAAGGGCGACACCUGAUCGACAGAGAGCUAAAAUGGAGGUGGCUCUCUCUAUACUGACUGCCAGGUGUAAAGGGCGGAGCGUAUAACAAUGAUUGACAGGGAGCUAAGAUGGAGGUGGCUCUCUCUAUACUGACUGCCAGGUGUAGUGGGCGGAGCUUAUAACAAUGAUUGACAGGGAGCUAAGAUGGAAGCGGCUCUCUCUAUACUGACUGCCAGGUGUAAAGGGCGGAGCUUAUAACAAUGAUUGACAGGGAGCUAAAAUGGAGGUGGCUCUCUACUGACUGCCAGGUGUAAAGGGCGGAGCUUAUAACAAUGAUUGACAGGGAGCUAAGAUGGAGGUGGCUCUCUCUAUACUGACUGCUAGGUGUAAAGGGCGGUGUUACGGUACCUCCAGUAAUAAAUGCACAAACCGCCGUUUAGUGAAUGCUCCCCGUUCGCAAUAAUAUGGUCUGGUAGCGUAUGCAGUGUAACCAUGCGAACCGCCAGCUAGGGAACACUCCAAACUCCCGAACGGUACCUGGACGGCUCUUUCCCUUCUCGAGCUCCAAAUGCACGAAUCGCCAAUAGCAGCCGAACGGCAAUAGUUUCCAAGCGGCAAAUAAUUCCAAUAAGCAGUCUCUAGGCGCCGGUAAUAAAAUCCCCGAAUAACGAGACCAAGCUCCGCUUUGAGGGUAAAACAUGAACUGAGUUUACUGUGGGCUACCUGCCCGUAUUUAUGCAGGUCUCCCACUUGGUGGACACUCCCCUAGGGGACCAAAUAGGAGACUGAAAUGACAGAAGGACAUGGGGACAUUCUGGACAUACAUCCCCACAAUAUUCCCAGCAUGCAUCACAGUUUCCUCCCCUCUGCUCGGGAGAUAAUUGAGAAGUAAUUCAAUUAUCUCCCAGAGCAGAGGCAAAUCGACAUUUUAAAUACAAGUUACAAAACACAUUAAAAUACAUAACUUUAUAACUGCCGAACGUAUUACAUUCGUAUAACACAUCCCCAGAUAGCCUGGAUCUGAGUGCAUAUUAUUGGCGAAUAGCGCUCAGAUCCCAUACGCAAAGUUCAAUCGCCAUGGAGUCAAAGUCUAUUACAGUUCUUCGGUAUGCGAUUGACUCCAUGGGAAGGCUAUCUGGGUUAAGUCCAUUCGUGUUAUUAAAUCUCCCGAACGGCCGGUAUUCGUAAGCUUUUGUCGAUUGAGAAGGGGAGGUCGACUGCUUCAGCGGUGUUCGGUUGAAAAAGUGUCAGUUUUUAGUUCCAUGAAAUAAUCGUCGAACACCGCUGGGCUUUCGCAUAGUCAAAAUGGCCGCCGCCUCGUGGUCGACAUAUGAACGGCGACCACCUGGUAUUCGGUUUUAAUUGAGAAGUGUCUGUGGUUAACCGCAACGUUCUAAUUGGGAUCAAUAGGUUAACCAGCAGCACACUUCUCUCCUGGGUGGCUGUCCGUACGGUAGUUCCGUUCGACAAAAAAAAAGACAUUCCCUUAAACAAAGCAUACGAAUGGGGAAAUUCAUGCAAACGGCAAAACAGACAAACACAGCAAUUCUAGUCCAUACAGAUGGGUCUGUCACAGGCGGAGCUUAUAACAAUGAUUAACAGGGAACUAAGAUGGAGGUGGCACUCUCUAUGCUGAUUGCCAGGUGUAAUGGGUGGAGCUUAUUACAAUGAUUGACAGGGAGUUAUGAUGGAGGUGGGUCUCUCUAUGCGGAUUGCCAAGUUAAAGGAGGGAGCUUAGCCAUCUUAGCUCCAUAUCAAUCAUUGUUAAAAGAUGGAGGUGCUCAGUUAUAUGAUAAAGAUGGAGAUUUAUAAAUUUAAUUUAACUUUUCUAUCAUCACACACACAUAUUUGUAAUUAAAAAUAAUAUUAAAACAGCACUCAUCAACUCACAUGGCCUACAUGAUACAUGGCGGGCACUAUACCCAGCCUCAAAAGACUACACGUUCUACUCCAAGGUACAUGAUCAAUACUCCCAGAUAGACAUGUGCUUAGUGGAUGCAAAAUCGUUAGAUACUUUACACAAGGUCUCUAUCGCCAGUUUUUACUACACUCCACCCGGUCCGGGGUCGGGGACAGUGGAGACUAAAUGAAUCACUGAUAGACAAUGUAGAGAGGGCGGCCAAGAUAAGGAGUGCCCAGGCGCACUACUUUGUGGAUAACCACUACGCCGACACAAACAUCACCAUGACAUGGCUUGCCCAUAAGGCGGUCACGCGCGGUCUGCUCAUACGACAAGGGGCUAAACUGAAGCGCCUACUGACAGAUACAAGCAGGACCUUGCUAACCGAUUUAAAGCAGGCAGAAACAAGACACAAGACCUCCCCUACAUACUCCAAUAGGCAGGAGGUACAAAAGAUCAGGGCCACCAUAGAAGCACUACAGAUGCAGCAAGUAGAACGGGCAAUUCGCAAAAUGAAAACCAACUACUAUAGACAGGGAAACAGAGCUGGCAAAAUAUUAGCCUCCCAACUCAGGGAACGGAACUCACAGGUGAAAAUUCCAUACAUCACGGACAACACGGGCACCAAGAUUAGAAACCCCAAGGCAAUAGUAGACGAAUUUGCCCAAUUUUACGCAAGGUUAUAUAACCUAUUUGAGGAUGCCACACAACACCAACACAGCCCCCAAGACAUUGCCACCUUCCUGGAGGGGGUGACUCUCCCCCGGCUCUCCAAUGAACAGGCCAUCGCAUUGACCAACCCAAUUGUAGCCUCCGAGGUAUCCAAAGCUCUACAUGACACACCUAGACACAAAGCCCCAGGUCCAGAUGGCUUCUCCACCCACUACUACAGGGUCUUUGAAGACCAGCUGCUUCCCCACCUCACGGCCUUAUUCAACCAUAUCCUAGAGUCACGUGAUAUACCCCCGGAAAUGUUGGAAGCCACUAUUAUUACGCUCCCCAAACCAGGCAAAACUAGCGACUCGUGCGCUAAUUACUGCCCAAUAUCACUCCUCAACGCUGACACAAAGUUGUUUGCCAAGGUCCUUGUGAACAGAAUCCCUAUAUUAGCUCAAUUAGUCUCCCCGGAACAGUCAGCGUUUGUCCCUGGGCGAAAAGUGGGGGACAACACCAGGCGAGCCCUUGACAUAUUGGAACUCAUGAACAUGGACGGGUCACAGGGCUUGCUGAUGGCCUUAGACGCGGAAAAGGCCUUUGACAGACUCCACUGGGGCUAUAUGACAGAGGUCCUUUGCAGGUUCAACUUCCCGACAAAAUUCCUGACCGGGCUCCUAUCCCUUUACUCGUCCCCCCAAGCCACAGUCAUGAACUCCGGUUUCAUCUCCAGACGAUUCGCCCUAACGAACGGCACACGGCAGGGAUGCCCCCUAUCCCCCCUCAUUUUUAUCCUGGCACUGGAGCCUCUGCUUCAAAAAAUCAAAACUGACCCCAGCAUCACAGGUGCCCCCUCUCCAAUAGGCCCACAGGAACUAUCAGUAUUUGCUGACGACAUUCUUCUCUUCCUAGUGAACCCUUCGGAUUCCCUACCGGCUCUCCUGGACCUAUUAACGGGAAUAUGGCCAAGUCUCUUACUACAAAAAUAAUGUAGCAAAAACACAAGUACUCCCAUUGAACAUGCCCCGAUCCCAACUCACGACCCUACGAACACUCCCUUUGAAUGGAGGACACCAUUUCAUAUCUAGGCACACAACUGGCACCUUCCAAACGGCUCCACAUAAAACAUAACCAUGGGCAUCUCAUAGCAAAAAUAGGGCAGGUGUUGGAGGGCUGGGGAAACAAACACAAACACACAUCCUGGUUGGGGCACAUCAACGCCAUAAAAAUUAUUAUACUACCGCAAUUAUUAUUUCUAUUUAGGGCCCUGCCUAUCAGUUUACCAAACUACACCCUUUGAGCGUUCCAGCGCCUUCUCAAUGCACACAUAUGGAGGAAAAAAACAAGUAGGGUCUCACUAGCGAACAUAAGUGCAGCUAUGGAGGGAGGCGGGGUGGGUGUGCCACACAUAACCAAAUACUACCUAGCAACGAACUUAUCUCAGACGGCGCACCUCCUCCUCGGACUGCCCACUGUGGCACCAACUGGAGAGUGCGGUCUGUGCACCCCACUCCCUUAGAGACCUAGUUUGGAUUCCACCAACCUUCUUACAACAACCAAGCUGUCCCUGCAGCUAUGGCUGCGAUGGGCCCCUAAAAUGCUCAGUGAGAAGGUGGUGACCCUUGCCCCACUAAUGAGUCUCCAGCACCACACACAUGACCUGGCCCUGAGCGGGUGGAUAAAUAGAGGGGUAUUGAGGAUAGCACACCUCUACGGGGCAAACGGGCUGUUGCCGUUCCUGGAUCUCCAGAGGCAGUACCUUCUGCCAAACAGCAAAAUAUUCACGUACUUAAGCAUAAAACACAUAGUAGGGGAUGCCAAUAAGGCAAUGACAACAACAAAAUCUCAAAACCUCUUUGACUUACUAUGCCAAGGUCUAAAAAACCCCAAAAAACCACUCUCCCUGUGUUACCAAAGGUUACUAGACAUAGACAGACCGGCCGAACAAUCAUACAUGCUCAAAUGGGAAAAGGAGCUGAACUGCGAACUCGAACCUGCGAUGUGGGUAGGGGCCAUUACAUUAGUUAAACUGGCGACACGGUGCUUAGACCAUGUAGAAGCAGCCCACAAGAUGUGGAUGCAGUGGUACUACACACCACACAGGCUGGCCCAAAUACACCCAGGGGUACAGGAUAGAUGUUGGCGUUGCAGCCAACAAGCUGGCAAUACGAGCCACAUAUUCUGGUACUGCCCGGCACUUAGCCAAUACUGGCAACAAAUCCAAGACAUAAUCAAAUCCAAAAUAGGAAAACGAAUACCACUCAAGCCUGAACACUAUCUGCUCCACAUGCUACCCCGAGACCUUACAGCCUACGAAGCAGCGCUGAUUACCCACAUCACUUUAGCCGCUAAAACAUGCAUAGCUGCUCUGUGGAAAACUACAACAGUACCUGAUAUAAAGGCAGUACUCGCCAAAGUAAACCUCACCCAACAGUACGAGCAGAUGGCACAUACAAUAGGCGGAACAUGAGAACACUAUAACAGAACCUGGUCUAAAUGGUGAUAUAUGUGGUGAUACCAAUAUGUCUAACUACACCCUAUCAAGCUUUACAGCAAGAGAGCAUCUCUACUACCCCCCCCCCUCCCCUACAUUGCAGCCCUCUCCCAGUCAUCCCCCCCAAGAAAAUAAGGGCUUGUCUUGCUUUACCAAGCCCCAAAAUACGAGAUGAUGAGCAGGGCAAUUAGUUUCAAGCCCACACGACACGAAAAAAAAAAAAAAAUGUAAUGCAUGGCUAGCUGUUAACUAUCCGGCCCAUCCCAAAUGAGAGCGGAGGACUGGGUGCUGCUCCCCAGGUGCCUGAGGGUUACCACCUAGAGGCAUGAUAAAACACCAUAGAGCGUGCCCAACCUACCAGGUACCACAAACGGAUCAUUACUCGCCACUUUUAAGUCAUGAAUGUCAACUAAAACGCAAUAUUGUACCACGUCUACAAGGAUAUAUUAUUCAAUACCGCUGAAAACUGUCAUCACCUUACGUUCUCUGUUUUAUGUACCAAGUGUAGAACGUGCAAUGUCUGUUAAUGUGUCAAUCCAAACCUUUUCAUCUCAAUAAAAAUUAAACAUUUAAAAAAAAUAAUAAUAAUAUUAAACGUCCUGAGUAGUGAUAGUCCCCAUUUAAUGUAUCUAGGUAUAACCACAUUCCAUCCUACUAAAGGAUUAACCCUUCUUUCCUGGCUGUUUUAGGGAGAAGAGGGGGUGAAAGGUGUUCUGCAGAUCCUCACAGAGGAGUUCCGCCUCUCCAUGGCGCUUUCAGGUAAGACACCUCUCCGCUCUCCUUAGUAAAUACGGGAAUAAUCUUGAUGCACAGACACUCAUUCAUUGGCUGGGAGUGGUCAGCUGUCACUCUAAGCAAAUUAAGGAGUGGUGGGACUGGCCUCCGGCUUCUGCAGUUCAUAAACCGUCCUACAAACGGGACGCGGCACUGGCAGGACCAGGUAAGAGGGUAAACCAUUGUAAAAGCUGUGCCCCCUUACUGUCCCCUCGCUGUGUCCCCUUGCAGUCCACUGUUCAUGGCCGUACAGACACCCCACAUUGUGCAUGGAGGGUUCAAUCACUGUGAGACUCAUGGACUGGAGAUACCUGUAAUUGUGUAAUUACAUGUGAGGCGUGAAUCAGUAAGAGAUAUUAUUCCAAAACCUGAUCUAGGUUCUGCUGACCACGCUUCUGUCCGUCCAUAGCUUCUCUGUGUUUUUAUCAUCCCUGAAAUCUGUGCACAAUACAGGGAGCUGAUACAUCUCAGGAGAGCUGGGCCAUGUCUAUUUGAUCCUCGGCUGGUCAUUGGACAAAACCGGAGGCUGUGAUUCUGUCUAUUAUCUACUAAACGCUCCUCUAAACACAGAUACAGCAUCCUGUUCAUAUCUAUAUGAUUCCCCCCUCCACAGCUUAUUUUACUGUGUAUACUCCUUUUGCAUCUCAUAAAUUAUCACAUUUUCCCAAAUGUCAAAUUUACAUAUUUUAUUUUAUUUUAGGCUGUCGAAAUGUCUCUGAAAUCAACCGAAACCUCGUCCAGUUUUCCAAGCUGUAG